Pelobates cultripes (western spadefoot toad) is the source of this 51517-nucleotide messenger RNA. The record is from the annotation of a GenBank genome assembly. NCBI's taxonomy places the organism in Eukaryota, Metazoa, Chordata, Amphibia, Anura, Pelobatidae.
AUGUACACACACAGCGUAAACAAUCUGAUUAUCCAGAAUUCUGGUGAGUUUAAAUAUAAGUGUAUAUGACAUCAUUCAAAACAUUAUAUCACACUAAACUAAACAUGAAAAUACCUAAAACAGUAACGUUUGAGUAAAGGAAAUAUAAAUAAUAUAUUUAUUCCCUAUCCCUGACUUAAAGCUUACAAAAACCCAAGAGGCUCCUGCUGGCUAAGGAUUUCAGAAUGCACAGCAAAGACUGGAGGGUAAGUACUGUAUGCUUCUUGUGUAUAAACAGUUAAAUGAAUAUGCCCUGCAGAAUUAACGCAGUAAUCUCCAAACGCCUUGGUGACGGAGGAUCAGGUUUAGAUGAUAAUAUAGAAGGCAGAAAUGUAUAAUCUUUUGUGAUUAAUGAAGUGUACAAAAUUCAGCACUACAAGGAGAACCCAGGCUGCCGCACAAUUUGCUACAUAUUAACACACCAUGCUUCCCUGUGACUAAAUGUAUCUGUAAAUAAAUGACAGAGCAUUGUUGGAAAUAGACUGCACUACUAAACUUUAGAAUAUUUCCCACACGAUAUUGGUGAUAAUACAAUUGGUGAUUUGUAAUAAGGCCAGCACUGAAUUUCAAAUUGCUUUAUUAGUGCAAAUAGAGUUUUUAUGACAUGUCUAUUUCGCACUCUAUGGGUAUGUCAUAAAAACUCUAUUCGCACUAAUAAGGCCUAGUAUUCAAUAUGUUAAUACAUACCGUCUUAUCUUGAGCUUUUUGACCUCCUCUGGGGUUGCAGAGGAACAGUACUAUUGUUAAUAACUUACAGUUGUCCACCAAUGUGACUUCUUGAUGAUUUGUUUUUGGGUUUGUUUGUUUUUGUUUAUUUACUUGUUUGUUUGUUUUUUAGGGACAUUAUGGCUAAAGCAGGAAGUGGUCCAAUCCUUGGAAACGAAUGUGGUGCUAACAACUUCACCAUCAAUGAAGGGCAGAAGAAUAUAGUGGUAGCUACUGGAACACCCUGUGCCACUAAUCCACUGCCCCAAGGUUUGGAAAGGGACCCAGUUUAUAACUGGCAGGCGACCAAGAGUUCCCUCAAAGAAAGGUUUGCUUUCCUAUUCAACAAUGAGCUGCUCAGUGACGUGAAGUUUCUGGUGGGAAAAGGUAGACAGAUACAAAAGAUUCCGUCACAUAAAUUUGUCUUGGCCACUGGGAGCGCUGUAUUUGAUGCCAUGUUCAAUGGUGGAAUGGCCACAACCGCUGCAGAGAUUGACUUGCCAGAUGUGGAGCCCGCAGCAUUCCUAGCCCUUCUCAGGUAGGAUGGGAUGUCACCAAUGUGUUUGCUUUUGUGAAAUACAUGCAGGUUUAAAUAAAAAUUUUUAUAUAAAUUAAAAUAUACAUAAGAGAUUCUCAACAAGGAAAACCAAGCAUGUUUCACAGAGCCGUAGUUAGCUCCUGAGGAAAGAACAGAAAUUGUGCCCCCUUGUGAUAUUGAUCUAGAACAUUGGUCCCCAACCAAGUCCUCAUGGACUACAAAUAGUCAAGGUUCUGUCAGUAUUUCCAUUUGAAUAAAAAAAGGAAAUACAUAAAUCCUGGUAUGCUGGUGGUCCAUAGGGAAUUGGUUGGGGACCACUGAUCUUGACAAAGACAGUGGUACAGCAUGAUUCCUAUCAUUAAAAAUUGAUCCAAACACUGAGGGUGGUAUAGCAUAACUUCUGCUUGUGGAAUUUAGCUCUGAUGGUAGGUGCGAUUGUCUGUGUGUGGAUAGGAUUUGCAGUAUUUGUGGAGGAGGGGAGGUGUGGGGGCUGUGGUGAGUGUGUGGUAAAAUAGAGCCAUAGAGCCUGUAGGAUGUGUAUAUGUAGCCGGAUAUAGAGACUGUUGUGUUUAUGGAGGUAUGAGCGGUAAUGUGUGUGUUUGUGUGUUUUAGCGGCUAGGUUGUGUGAUGGGCUCUAAUGUGGAAACAUAGGGGUUGCAGUGAAGGGGGUUGGGGAUGUAAUGUUGGGGGUUAAGGGAUGUAGUAUAAGGACGUUGGGGAAUGUAGUGUAGGGGGUAGAAGCAAUAGUGUAGAUGGGGAUAGGGGUCAUUGUGUAGGGGUAAAGGAUUUAGUGUAGAGGACAAUAGUGUAGUGUGGGGGGAUAGGGCUUCAGUGCAAGGGGGUCAGGGGCUGUAGUAUAGUUGGUAGAGAUUGUGGUAUAGAAGGUAAAUACUGAAGUGUAGAGGAAGAUAUGGUCUGUAGUGUGGGAGGAUUGGGCUAUGGUGUGGGAGGAUGGGGUUGUAGUGUUAGGGGGUUGGUGCUGUAGUGUAGAUGAAGAUUGGGGUUCUAGUGUGUGAGGAUGGGGCUGUAGUGUAAAGGGGUUGGGUGCUGUAGAGUAGAGGAUGAUAGGGACUGUAGUGUGGAAGGAUUGGACUAUGGUGUGGGAGGAUGGGGUUGUAAUGUAAGGCGUUUGGGGCUGCAGUGUAGAGGAAGAUUGGGACUGUAGUGUAGGAGGAUAUGGCUAUAGUAUAGAGCAGUGUUCCCCAGCACAGUCCUCAUGGGCCACUAACAGUCCAGGUUUUGUCAGUAUCUCCAUUGGAAUAAAACAGGGAAAUACAUAAAUCCUGGACUGUUGGUGGUCCACGAGGACUGGGUUGUGGAACACUGGUAUAGAGGGUAGAGGGUGUAGAGGGAGAUAGGGGCUGUAGUGUGGGACGAUGGGGCUGUAGUGUAAUGGGGUUGGGUGCUGUAAUGUAGAGGGAGGUAGGGGCUGUAGUGUGGGAAGAUGUGGCCACAGUAUAAAGGGUAGACGCAGUAGUGUCGAGAGAGAUAGGGAUGCAGUGUGGGAGGAUUUGCUUGUAUCCAAAUAUAGGAUACUAUCUAUGUUGUGGAAUGUUACAAGAUGUUCUCUCAUAUACAUGCCCUUAUAUGUUAGCUUUUUAUUGCUUGUAGUUUGACCAUAAUGUCCAUAAAAGCACUACAUAUAUGUGAACUCCAAAUCCUUUAAACCCUCUUCUAAAAAAUGUCCACCUUGAAUAAUAUUGUAAAGCACUGUGGAAUAUGUUGGAACUAUAUAAAUAAUAAUAAUAAACAUAAAUUAACAGCAUGCAAUUUAUCCAGAAAUAGAAAAUCCCAUUGUUGUGCAGGAUGCCCAUGAGGUUCAAACAUGCUCAGAUUUGGUUUUAUAUAUUGUAUAUAAUAAACUGAACUUGUUUGAAAGUCAAACAUGUAUAUUAUUGCAUUUCAAUAUAAAAGGACACUGUGUCCACCAUGGUUGCCAUUAGAAAUUUUGGGGUCCCUUACAAAGUUCAAGGCCUGGGACUAUGGGACUUUCCCUGCGUCCGCCCAUAAGGCCAACCCCCGAGUCUGCUUACUAGGCACGCCCACAUGUAGUGUAUGUGUAUAGGUAAUGCCAUGCAUGUAGGGGUUAUAGUUUGUAUACUGGAAGAUGUGUGUGUAUGUAUAGGGGAUGCAGUGUUUGUAUGUGCGUGUAAGGGAUGCAAUGUGUGUGUGUAAGGGAUGCUGUUUGCAUAGAGGAUCAAGUGUGUCUGUAAAGGAUGUAGUGUGUGUGUAUAUAGUGGAUGCAGUAUGUAGAUUGUAAGCUUGUUUGGACAGAGCCUGUUCCUGUAUGUUAUACAUGUUUUGUUAGAAUUCAAUGUCCUUUUUGUUUCCUGUUGUACAGUGCUGAGUUGGUGGUAUAUAAAUAAAGUGUGUAUGUAUAGUGGAUGCAGUGUGUGUAUAUAAGGGAUAUGUGCAUAAAGGAUGCAGUGUGUGAGUGUAUAGUGAUACAGCGUGUGUGUAAGGGUUGCAGUUUCUGUGUAAAGGAUAUAGUGUGUGCAGGGAUGUGUUAGGUAUAGUGUGUGUAAGGGAUGCAGAAUGUGUGCAUAUGGAAAAUGCAGUGUGUGUAGGGGAUGGAGAGUGUGUAAACGAUGUGUGUGUGUGUACAUUAUGCAGUGUGUGUGUAAGGGAUAGGGCGUGUGUGUCAAAGGGAUGCAAUGUAUGUGUGUGUAAGGGAUGCAGUGUGUGUGUAUGGAGGAUAUAUUGUGUGUGUAUGGAGGAUGCAAUGUAUGUGUUUGGAGGAUCUAUAUGUGUGUGUAUGGAGGAUGAAGUGUGUAUGUAUCUGCCAGUCAUGGUACCUUCUAUUACCCAGACUGUUGCACAUCCCAGGGACAGCCUGCAGGUGGUUGGUGAUCUUUUCCAGUGGUCCUGAUACCAGCCAUUGUGACUCCACCCUCUUUUUAUGACAUUGUAAGUGCGAGCCGAAGUCAUGACGUUGAUGAUGUCAUGCAUGACUUGACAAAUCUUACAUUUUGGCUUCGUGGCUAUAACAUCCAAGGGCCAGACUAUAAAUAGUAUGCUAGAGCUCAGGUCCUUGCCCUGCUUUGUUUCUAUUUUGGUUCUCAAUAGCUCAUUAUUAUCCUCUUAUUUUAUUUCUGGCUUUUAACUUGCGUGUUACUGAUUAUUCUCCUUUCAAUACUCCUUGACUUGACUCCUAUUGUACCUCGCUAUUCAUGAUUUCUGGCUUCCCUGACUUUGGCUUGUCCCUGACUAUUCUCAGUUUUUUUCACAUUUAGCCCGGUGACUACUCUAAGGUUGGGUAUGUUUAUCAUUGGUUAAUAUUUUACAAACUGCAGGUUUGGUCUCCCAGUAUUCCUGACUCUGUAUUUGUAGGGUGGGAUGGCUCUGUUAUCUAUAGCCAUUGACUAUAGAAGUUUUUUUUAUUCUUAUUUUUGUCUAUAUUUUUUUAUUUUCCUCCCUCGAGGAAGGACACAGUGAGGGAGGUUGCAGCAGCCUCCCGGGGUUCCUUUCUCUAAGCAGGGAAGAAUGCAAUGGCACAAGGAGGGAGAUCUUUGAUCUUCCUUCCCCGCAGCUCUAUAGAAAUACUUAUGUACAUUUAUAGUAUGGGAUCUGGCCCGUGUGGUCCAGGCUCCUUAUAGGUGUAUUGCCUGUAUCCCAUGAUGGUGCCUUGCCCAGAGCAGUCUGUGCUCCCGCCCUGAUGGCAACCCUCAAUUAAGUAGUUAUAGUGUCUUGUCUGGAGUUCCCUGGUGUCGUCAUUCCAUUCAGUGUUAAACGUUUUUUGAUUUUUUUAUAAUUCUUUAUUUUUGGAGUGCAAUUGUAAUUGACAGGAACAGUUGUCAGCAUGAAACGAAAAUAUCAUACAGUGCUUUUUCACAUCAAUAACAUUGGUAAUGCUAGCUGGUCUGCACUAAUUAUUAUAAUUUUUUUACAUGUUCUUGUCUCUCUAGGCUUAGCUGGAGGUUGCAUUAGAGGGAUGGUUGGUCUGCUAAAUUAGGUGUGCUCCGGAGAACCUAGAGUGGAGUGUAAUUAUGCUAUAUGUAGUGUAGCAAGGGUAAACAGGUGGCUUUCGCAGAUUAGUGUUAUAUCGUGCGUGCUCGUAUAUACUUCGCUAGAACGAGGCGUCAUAAUGUGGCAAUGUAAUUAGGUGUAAGAUGUCACAGGUUACAAGCAGGGCUAGAUUAACAUAGGGGCUGAUGGAGCUGCAGCUCGGGGGCCCAGGCCCAUGAAAUAGGCCCAUUUAAAAAAAAUAUAUGCAGAUAUUUUUCUCAGUAUAAAUGAAGUUUAUACUGCAAUACCAGUACCAGCCAGUAGGGGUCACUAUGUGUGGAGAGAGGCAGGGAUAGGAAGUUACAGCAUAUCCCUCCCUGCCUCUCUCUACUCACUGAUCCGCGGGGGAGCAGUUACACAGCACAGAGAGUCCAGACAGCAGCUCCCAGCCUGCAGAGACAGCCUACAGCUCAGGUAAGUGAAGAAUGGGUGGAAAGGCAGCAGGGAAACAUGGGGACACUGAGACACUAGGGGACACGUUGAGACAUGGGGACGCUGAGACACAUGGGGACACUGUGAGACAUAGGGACAUUGGGAGACACAUUGUGACACGGAGACACUAGGGACACAGUGUCUCCAUAUCUCCCAAUGUCCCCGUGUCUCCCAGCCAGUGUCCCUAGUGUCUCAGUGUCCCCUAGUCUCCCAGUGUCUGUGUCCCCCUGCCUCUCAGUGUCCCUAGUGUCUCAGUGUCCCCAUGUCUCUAUGUCUCCCAACCAGUGUCUCAGUGUCCCCAUGUCUCCCAGUGUCCCCAAAUGUCUCAGUGUCCCCAUGUCUCCCAGUGUCCACAUGUCUAUGUCCACAAGUGCCCCAUGUAUCCCAGUGUCCCAAGUGUGUGUGUCCCCAUGCCUCCCAGCCAGUGUUCCUAGUGUCUCAGUGUCCCCAUGUCUCCCAGUGUCCCCUAGCCUCCCAGAGUCUGUAUUCCAUGUCUCUCAGUGUCCCUAGUGUCUUAGUGUCACCAAAUGUCUCAGUGUCCCCAUGUCUCCCAGUGUCUGUGUCUGCUUGUCUCUGUGUCCCUAGUGUCUGUGUCCCCCUUUCUCCCAGUGUCUCCAUGUCUGGAUCCACAAGUGCCCCAGUGUCUCCCAGUGUCUCAGUGUCCCUGGAUCUCUCAGUGUUCCCACGUCUCACUGUGUCCCCAUGUUUCUCAGUGUCCCCUAGUAUCCUAGUGACACGGGACACACUGAGACAUGGGGACAUGGGGACACUGACACUGGGAUCCAUAGGGACACUGAUGCCAGGCUGGCCUUCCAAUUCUUUGGACAGACAUGCCCCCUUUUUGGGUAUGUUCGCCCCUUUUGGCUGACCCUUUUACCCCACCCAUUGACUUCCUGCUUCACUGUACACUGCUGUCAGGGGGUAUGGAUUUACUUGAAAGAUGAAAGCAUAAAUUAGAGAGAGAUUAGCAUAGAGUAUGUGUUUUGUUAUAGCUGCAUCCUUUGAGUUUCCCUCCAACACCAUCUCCAUCAGAUACAUGACGCUUGAGAGGUAUGACUGUUUUAGUGUUUUUGGUCGAUAAGAUUCUGUAAUUAGGCUCCAUCAUAAUUGUCAGCACCAGGCCCACUGGGCUCUUAAUUUGGCUCUGGUUACAAGUUUAUGUUUACUAGGUGGCUUCAGUGCUGGGUGUAUCAUAUGGCCCCUCGUUCUGCUGGGUUUUGUGCCCCUGACCUAGGGGUGUCGGGGGAGGGUGUAAUCUCACUUAGAAAGGUGUGUGGGUAAUUUUACUUUACGUAUAAUUGCGUGUUGUCGUGUUUCAAUCAGUGCUCACAGUUAUUAAGUGUAAACAAGAGGAACAAAUGAGUAACUAAAAAUAAAAUUAAGGCAUAACAGUGGGUCGCCCUUCAACUUCAGCUCAGAUCCAGGUUUUUGGUUCCGGUGUGGCAGCAUGAGUCUUGACUGGGCUCUGGAUAGUCAAGUCCCCUGCGUGUCGGAGCCUCUGGGGACAAAGGGUUCAAUGUUGUCCAGAUCCCAAGAUCUGUCUAGGGCAUUGGUGGGUGCUCCCGUUGCAGGUAGUGGCAGUCCUAAUGCUUCCAGGAAUACUUUUGUGUCGGCAAGCGUGCAGAGCGUGUGUGUAGCGCCAUUGCUUUUCACCACUAGGGAGCCCGCAGGUCCCCAGCGAUACUGCACCCCAGAGGACCGAAUGUGAGUGGUAACUGCCCCCAGCGGUCUACGCCACUGUAGUGUAGCUUUGUAGAGGUCCUGGAAAAGGUGUCGCUGAGUGUCCUCAAACUACAGAGGCAUUUUUCUGCAUAGAGUAGGGACUUGUCGGUGGCUGAGGUGCAGCGCACUAUAACAUCCUGUGGCGUGGUGGAAGAGGAGGUACCAGAGCCGGGGAUGCGGCAUAUCCCUUCCAGGGUAAGUUUCUUCACCACCGCGGGUGGCAAGAUAGAAGCUAGCAGCCUCCAGGUAUAGUGAGGCAGCUCCUCCAUUGUUAUCUCUGUAGGGACGUCCCGAAUUUUGAUAUUAUUGCGGCGUUGUUGAUCCUCUGGGUUAGUCACUCAUUGAGAGAGGUUGCACUGCUGGGUAUGCAGUUGUUGCACAGAGCCACUGAAGUUGGACAAAGUGGUUUGAGCGUCCAGGCUUUGAUGCGGUUUGUGUUGGCCUGUAUCUCUGUUCUAAGAAGCGCUCGGUCUGUCGCCAUCAUUUGAUGCAUGUCGGAGAGGAGUAUUUUGAGAUCCCUUUUGGUCAUCGGGCCGAGCUGUUGGUAAGGUGAAGGCUUGUCUGGUGCUCCCGUUGGGGUGGAGGUGAUGUGUCCCGUUCAGCGCUCUGUGGCGUGGGAUCAGUUGCCGCUUCAAUCUGGUGGGUCUUUGCGUAGAUUGAGGCUACGGGGUCAUUAGUUGGGAUAUCAACUAUCCUGUGUCCUGUGCCUCCAGAAAGCUGUCAAGGAGUGUUUCCAGGCCUCAUGUCUGCGAAGCGUGGUAGGCCCCAGCUUUGCGUUUUGGCUUUGUUUGCUGAGAAAGGCAUCGAUCUACGCAGCCUGUCACCCAGCUUGCAGUGAUGCGGUUUAUUUUGUUUUUUUAACGGGUAGGUACAGCGAUUUCAGGUGAGAUUUGCAAGGUAAGUGUGGAGCAGUCAGUAAUGGCAUCUGCUUAGCUUAAGUGUUGGCUCCGCCCCCUGUUAAACCGUUUUUAAUGUUUUACUACUAUAAGAGAGUCCCCAGCAGCCCAUCCCAAACAUUAGCUUGAGCAGCAAUGGUUGACUGUUAAUGGCAAGGUGUGUCAGCUGACCACUUUCAGCUUAUAGUUACAUAGUUACAUAGGCUAAAAAAAAGAAUUGUGUCCAUCAAGUCCAGCCUUUCUCAAAUCUAUUUCUGCUGUUGAUCCAAAAGAAAGCAAAAAUAAAAACUUUGUAAAUUUGAAACACAUUAGGGGAAAAAUCCUUCUCGAUCCCAGAAUGACAGUCAGAUCUCUCCUUGGAUCAGUAAACUGUUAAUCCACAUAAGUCCAUCCUUGCAAGCGCGCUGUCUUGACGUCAUACUUGAUUCUGGCCUCACCUUUGAGCCUCACAUCCAGUAUGUUGCCAAAUCCUGUAGAUUCCACCUUAUAAACAAAGCCCGCAUCCGCCCCUUUCUUACGCAAGAUUCUACCAAGGAGCUUGUCCAUGCUUUAGUAAUUUCUUGCAUGGAUUAUAGUAACCCUCUCCUAAUUGGUCUUCCCAAAAAUCGGGUUGCCCGCUACAGUCUGUAUUGAAUGCUGCCACCAGAUUGAUUUUCCUCUCUAGUCGGUCCUCUCACACCUCACCCCUCUGUCAGUCCUUACAUUGGCUUCCUGUAUCCUAUAGGAGUCAAUUUAAAGUGCUAACGCAUACCUAUAAAGCACUGACCAAUUCUAGCCCCAAUUAUAUCUCUUCACUGAUCCGCAGGUAUGCCCCUUCACGGUCUCUCCGCUCUGCCCGUUACCUUCUCCUGUCCGCUGCUUGCACCCGUACGGCCAACUCACGCUUGCAGGACUUCUCGCGGGCGGCUCGCAUCCUAUGGAAUAGCCUGCCUACCACCAUCAGACUCUCCCCUAGUCUUCAAUCGUUUAGCUCAUUUAAUCUCUUUAGGAAAGCUUAUGGCCUCCCAGAGUAACCUCUACCUCACAUACCUGUCUCUUGUUCUUUCCUAAAAGGCAGCACUUUACUCUCUCCUCCAGCUCUGCUUCACUCCCACCUUAUUUGAUGACUAUUUCCUGUCCAUAUGUGUUUUAUACCCACCUCCUAUAGACUGUAAGCUCCUUUGAGCAGGGUCCUCUUCAACCUAUCGUUCCUGUAAUUGUCCUAUUUAUAGUUAAACCCCCUCUCAUAAUAUUGUAAAGCACUACGGAAGCUGUUGGCGCUAUAUAAAUGGCAAUAAUAAUAAUAACUCACAUACUAAAUAUUAUUAAUUAUUAUUAUGAAACUUAUGCAGUUGCUGUUUAAAAUCUGUAGACUCUGAUAAAACCUCUUCAGGCAGAUAAUUCCAUAUUAUUAUUGUUCUUAUUGUAAAGAACCCUUUUAUCUGCCAUAGACUAAAUCUCCUUUCUUCUAGUUUAAAUAGGUAACCUUGUAUCCUAUGUAUUAUUCAUGAGUAGAUUUACAGACAAUGGUUCAUAUUGCUCUAAAUGUAUUUAUAUAAUGUUAUCAUAUCCCCUCCUUAGCACCAUUUUUCUAAACUAAACAGAUUUCAAUUUGUUCGCUUUUCUUCAUAAGUAAAAUCUUCCAUUCCCCUAUUAAUGUUGUAGCUCAAUUAUUUUUCUAGUGCCAUGAUAUCCCCUAUUAAUGUUGUAGCUCAAUUAUUUUUCUAGUGCCAUGAUAUCCUUCUUUUGAACUGAUUUCAAAAUGGCAGGGCAUAUUUAAGGUGUUGCCUUACCAGUAAUUUAUAUAGAAACAAAAUUAUAUUUUUAUCCUGAGAAUGAAUGUUCCUUUUUUCCCUCAUUCUUUAUUUUUGUAGUGCAUAGUCAGAGAAAGACACAUUAGCGUCGUUAAAUACAUAACAGUAAUAUGAAGAGAUAGAAUAUGUUAGAAAAAAAAAGUCAGGCGUGUAUGGAGGAUUGACUGAGCCACUAUGUCACCAGAGGGGACGCAUGACAGUCCACUUUUGGAUUUUCAUUCUGAACACUAUAACUCCAUAUGUUCAUAGAAUAUGAGGAAAGAAUGUCCGUUCCUGUCUCACUAAAUUUGGUAUCUAAAAAAUGCAGCAGUUUUGACUCCUUCAAUAAAAUAUGUCACAGACCUAUGAGUUUAGAGCACAUAGAUUUCCACCAGUUUCUUCUUCUGAUAGUGAUAUGUAAGGAAUUCCAUGUAUAUGCACGCAUACUCUAAAACCAUUCAUUAAAAAAAAUAAAUGGACCUACAAGUUCAUCUUCAAAAAAAAUAAAAAAUAAAUGAAUAUGUUAGGUAUACUAAACUUUCUAAAAAGAUCAGAUAAUAGGAGUUAACAGUAUCAUAUGAAUCACCUAUAAAGUACAAGAGUAUAUCACCUAUAAAGUUCUAGGUGCGAGAAAUAAUGUUCCUUUUUAUACAUGACAAUACCUCACACCGUAGUAACUGCUGAUUGACACUGGACAUUGUUUCCUUGUUUGUUGUCUAUAACAAUUCCCAAAUCCUUCUCAUGAGUUGUUUUCCCUAACUCACUGCCAUAUAGGGUGCAAGUUGCUUGUGCAUUUUUCAUCCUGAAGUGCAUGAUUUUGAAUUAAUCUACAUUACAUUUCCUCUGCCAUUUGAGUGCCCAGUCCCCAAUCUAAAUCCCUCUGCGAUUAAGUAAUUUCCUGCUCAGAUUGUGUUACCUUAACUAGUUUUAUAUCAUUUGCAAACACUGACACAUGACUUUUAAUGCCUAUUUAAGAUCAUUUAUAAAUAGGUUGAAUAGAAGUGGUCCUGGAACAUACCCCUAAGGGACACUACUUACGUCCAGCUUGAAAAUGUACAAUUAAUGACAACUCUCUGUAUCUUUAAGCCGAAGUUCUAUCCAAGAACAAGAAUUAGAAUUUGGACCAAAUUCUUUUAACUUGAACACUAGCCUAUUGUGUGUAAUCAUAUCGAACGCCUUUGCAAAAUCCAAAUAGAUCACACCCACUACAACACCCUGAUCUAUUCUUCUACUUAUUUCUUCACAGAAUGCAAAUAGGGUAGUUUGCCAUGAUCUAUGAUUCAUAAAACCAUGCUGAUUUCUGCUAAUGACAUUCCCAGUUAAUACUUUAAUAUUAUCCUUUAAAAACCCUUCAAAUACUUUCCUAGCCACAGAUCUAUCAUUUCCAGGCAGAGAUUUUGAAACCCUUUUUUAUAUAUAGGAACCACAUCUGCUUUUCUCUAAUCCUCUGGUACAAUUCCUGAAAGAUUAGAAACAGACGUUUGCUCAUUUUCACACUUAGCUCCUUAAGUACUCGUGGGUGAAUACCCUCUGGACUUGGGGCUUUGUUUACCUUAAUUUUCUGCAAGUUUUCGCAGAUUGACUGAAAGUGUCAGCUGACCACUUUCAGAUUAUUAUAGCGCCCACUUUGGGUAUGAAUUGGUAUGGCUAGACGGAAGUGUGUAAUCUCUGCCUUAGCCACACCUCAAGUAGAAGUUUGGCUGUAGGCAGCCAGGGAUCCUCAUUAAGUGUUAAACUGCUCGACAAUGGUUAACAUUGAAUGGAGGGGCAAGCUUCAGCACUUCAGAUUUUGUGGACUACAUCUUCCAUAACGCUCUUACAGCCAGAAUGCUGUCAAGGUAUCAGGGGAUAUGUAGUCCACACCUCGAGUGCCUAAGGUUGCCUCCUAGCAGCAGAACUAGUGCCUGGUCAGCCGGUGGGGCUGCAUGGGGGCCCACAUGCUUGGGGAGCCCAUUGGGUGGCCCAUACACUUAGGGCCACCCAAUAGGUAUUUCAAAACAGGGGCACAGUCAGGCAUUGCAGCCUUUUAGGAGUGCGACCUGGCCCCUGUAGUAUCAGAUGCUGGGAGGGACUGACAGCCGGUCACUUCUUCCCAGCCUCUAGAGCCACACAGGAGGGAGGAGGCACAAGGAGCAGGGAGUAUGCUGAUACAGACCCCCACAUCAGACUCAGCCAGCAGCAGCCCAAACAAGUCACCCUCCUGUAGACAAAAGACAUGAUAAUUGGAGGGUGAAUGCAAAUGUAAAAAUUACAACAUGUGUAUAUAUGUGUGUAUAUCUGUAUGUCCAGGUGUAUGAGUGUGUGUUUAAUUUGUGUCUGUGUGUAUAUGAUUGUGUGUAUGUGUUAGUGUGUUUAUAUGUGUGUAUCUGUGUGCUGAUGUAUAAUUAUGAAUGUAUGUGCAUACAUCCCAGCAAUCAAACACACCCUUGCAAACACAAACAUUACAUACAAACACAACCCUGAAUUCAAACGCCAAAAUUAUAUACAGACACACCCCUUAACUCAAACACCAAUACUACACACACAUGUACAUCCACAAUUUAAAGUCAACACUACAUCCAAACACACCCCUGCAUGCAAAUGAAAACAUUACAUACAAACACACCCCAGUAUUAAAAUGCUAAAAUUAUAUACAAACACGAACUCACACAAAAGAACACCUGCUUUUAAAACCCAACACUACAUACAAUCACAUCCCCCUGCAUUCAAACACUGCAUUCCACUGGCAACAGUACAUAUAAAUACACUGCUACAUGCACACACAUACUAUAUACAAAAACAUGCAUACAUUCAAAUGCACACGCACUGCUCACAAAUACAACCCAGCAAGGUUCGGCAAAUGGUAGAUCCCCAGCUAGCUUAGCAUCGUGGGAGUUGUACAACAGAUGGGAUCUAUCUUUUCACCACUCUUGUGCUAGAGGGGGGCCCAAAAUAUUUUCUUGCACCAGGGACUACUCUACAUUAGUUUUGCCACAGUUGCCUACCCAUGGUCUAGAGCAAGGUCUUAAAUUCAUACUUCAACUUCUUCUUGAUGCAGCAACAGUCAAAAUGCCAUCAGGUAAAAGUCCAUCUAAUUACAGUAUUUUAUUUGGCCAGGGUAAGGUCAACUGUGGCUGGGCAAACCAAAUAAUACAUACAUAGCCAUAUAUUACAACCAGAGACAGACAUUUUCUCUUAUUUAUUUUGCUCUUCGUAGGUCAUUAAUCUUUUCAUUAUUGAGUGCUUACCAAAAAUGUAAAUACUAGAAGCCUACAUGGAAAAUAGAUAUAGGGCACAAAAGAAAAUCUUUCAGUCUACAAAAAAAAUGUACCAGAUACAUUUACAUUAAACAAAAACCUGAAACAUAGUUGUUAAUGGAACUACAGCCUUCUUUAGUGGUUAUGGUGCCAGGAUUGCCCUGGUGCCAUCCAUUGGUAGGAUGUUCAAACCAUUUAAGAACAGUUGGCAACUUACCUGGGUCCUACAAGGCACCCACAACUGCAUCUGGGUCUUUUACAGCAAAAGAAUACAGUUGUCUCUGUAGAGUAAAGUCAUUGCAGGACGUUGCUCGGAACUCGAACAGCCUUCUGCAACUGAAUAAGUUUGAGUUCCAAGUUUCCACUGUAUUUAUUAGUUUUUAUUAUGAGUGGCAAUUAUGUGGCCAGUUGACACAUAAUUAACACUCACAGCACUGACCGUAACUAUUUGCCUGCUGGCUGCUGGUACUACCAGAAGGCAAGUAGUUUAGUUUGAUUUAAUUUUUUUGCCCGAAUUCCAAGCAUUUGUGUCUAGAUUACACCCGCUGCACUCCAAAUUUAUUGACAUCCCUACAGCGAGCUGAACAGUGUUUCAACCUAACAAUAGGUCUUUCUAUAUAACCAAAUCAAGGUCUGUUGGUAGGCUCUGAGAAACGGUUUGAAAGGAUGCUAGCUUAUGGGCAGACUAUGAUAAAGAAAAAAUUGGAUAACUAAAAGAAUUCUUGAAACUGUAAUGAUAUGCUGAAUAAUCGCAGAGAGUACACUGCAGACUUGUCCUUUCAGCUGACCCCUCAAGCUAUCCAAAUACAGAAUACGGAGACAUGACAUAUAAUAAAUCAUUUACACAAUCACUGAUCACGAGACAGAACUUGACCAAUGUGUUCUGUUUUGUUCUUUUGUUUUUUUCGUUUUUCUGACUUCCAGCUCAUAAAACAACUUAGACUAUACGCUCAACACAGGGUGGUGUCUGCCUAAACUAAUUUAUCCAAAUGUAUGGCACUCCCUGUUACAAUAUCUGUAUAACUGGAGCACUACUACCGAAGAGUUACCAAUAUAUAUGCUAUAUAUUGAAAAAUAAUAAAAUAAAAAUAAUUUAUAUAGAGGCUCAAUUACAUCAUCACAUUAAUGGACUCCAGGCCCCCAAUGCAAGUCUGAAGGAGGUACCAUAAUACUUUUUUUCAGGUAGUAGUUUACUGAAUGCAAUGAGUUUAAGCAUAUGCAGUAUUUAGUGACAGAUGAGUGCAAUGAGAAUUCAGUGUUCCUGAGUAUGACAUCAAGUCAGAUAAAUCUUCUUAAACCGGAUGACUCACCGGCGGUAAGAAAUCCCAUCCAUGUCUAAAUAACCAUCUGCUCUGUUCAUUUGGUGUUUUAAAACCUCUCUACAGUUAAAUCAUCCCAAAACCCAGGUCGGAUGCUAAUAUCAUUGUAAAAGCUCUUUAUCUCUAUUUUGGCAUGAGAGAAUAGUUUAGAGCCAGAUUAUUCUACUUGGUGAGUUAGUUUGAGACUAAAAAUGUGAGAUUAGUGUGAUAGAGGUUUGCUCCCCUUUUACAUGAAUGCUCACGUCAACGUUUGUGUUUUGUUGCAAGGAACAUUUAAUCUACUCCAUCAUCACUUCUCACAUGCUGUGAAAAUACUAGAUGGCCUGUGGAUCGGGCCUGAGACCUAGCCUCCUGCCUAGCUAUUGUGGGCACUUUUAUGGACUCAUUCAAUCUGCCAAAAUACUGUUGCCUAACUCCUCUAUGGACGUUUAGUUGCCCAGCACCAUAUCUUGGUGGAAGACCUCUUCGCACAGUUAUGUGCACUGUAUGAAUUAUUUCAAUACUCUAAUCAGUCACAACAUUAAAACUAACUACCUUAUAUCGUGUACAUCUCCCCCAUGCUACCUUAACAGCUCUGAUACGUCGAAAGCAUGUUCAAAAUACAGAUAAGAAAACAGCACACACACAAAAAAACUAAAAUACAGUUUUACAUUUUACAAGGCUACUUAUAAUCACCUAUCUUAGCAAACAAAUAGGGGGAUUCAUUUACAGCAUAUGGCCAUAUUGUGUUAAGCCCACCACUACAUCACAGUACCCCAACAUUGGUGGGUCCUACACUAAUGGGAGAUUAGCAUGCUAACUUGCAAUACUUACUGCUUAAAUUGCCUCCAGGAACUCCUUAAUUUUUGCUUUUCUGUGGUCACCUCAAAAGUGGCACCUAUAAUGUAUGGGUGGGGUGCUCAGCCCUAUAGGAAUCUAGUUUGGAUUCCAAAUAUACACAGAAUAAAGGGAAAUUAUGGGCAAACCUGGAACAUGGAUUUCGAAUACACUGAUCAGCCACAACAUUUCAACCACCUACCUAAUAUCGUUAACGUUUCUCCCGUGUUGCCAAAACAGCUCUGAUGUGUCAAACGCAUGGACUCCACAUGACCUAUGAACAUAUACUGUGGUAUCUGGCAUCAAGCAGCAGAUAUUUAAGUAUUGCAAACUGUGAGGAAGGGCUUCCGUGGAUCCGAUUUGUUGUUCCAGCACAUCCCACCGAUGUUCAAUUGGAUUAAGAUCUGGGGGAAUUUGGAGGCCAAGGCAACACCUUGAACUCUUUUAUAUGUUUCAUAAACAAUUCCUGAACAUUUUUUGCAGUGUGGUAGGGUGCAUUAUCCUGCUGAAAGGGCCCACUGCCAUCAGGGAACAUCAUUGCCAUGAAAGGGUGUACGUGGUCUGCAACAAUCUCUAGAUAGGUAGUAUGUGUCAAAGUAACAUCCACAAGAAUGCCAGGACCUAAGGUUUCGCAGCAGAACAUUGCCCAGAUUUUUUUUUUGCAAUGUGAGCUACAAUAGCUGUUCUGUGUGAUCAGACCAGAUGGGAUAGUCUUCGCUGCCACUUUCAUCUUGAUGCUGGCUUAUCUGUUGGCCUUUCUUGCACCACUUUUGGUAGGUACUAAAUACUGAAUAUCAGGAAAAUACCACAAAACUUGCCAUUUGGGAGACUCUCUGACCCAGUGGUCUAAUUUUCACUCUUUGCCAUUGUCAAAAUUACUCAGAUCUUUUUGUUUGCCCAUUUUUCCUGCUUCCAACACAUGAAAUGCAAGAACUGACUGUUCACUUGAUGUCUAAUAUAUCCCACCUCUUGACAGGUGCCAUUGUAACAAUAUAACCAAUGUUAUUCACUUCAUCUGUCAGUGGUUUUAAUGUUGUGGCUGAUCAGUGUACAUUUUGAUAUAUUGGCAAACAAUGGAGAUUGUAGUUAGCGUGCAGUCACCAUUGUUUUCAUCAUAGUUGGUAAAUAGCCUUCAAGCAAAAGUGGUAGAAGGAAUUCUAGAAUACUCAGUCAUAAACCAUCAUUUUAUAUAAACAGUGUACAGACUACAUAGGUCAAUUGGCAUCUAUUAGCCGUAUAAUAGUUACAAUCACAGACAUGUGUAACCAGUUCUGUCUUGCUUUUUGUUCACUAACAGACAAGAACACACAUAGAGAACAUUCCAUAUUUACUGGAUAGAUUAUGCCCACAGGAGUUCUACACUUGGAAUUACCAACUUGAAAUGUCAACAAAUCUACAGUCUACUUGCAAGAUGCUAUAUUUCAACUGACUAAUUUUAGGGACUAAUACGCUAAAAAUAGACAUGACAUAGCAGCAGAUGGAAAAAGGUCUUAAGGAUGAGUGGAUGAUGAGGAAUUCCUGGCUAUUUUAAUACUCAAAAUGCAAAACAAGUUAGCAUUUAUAAAUACAGGUGCAUAUAAAUAUAUCAUUUACAGCAGACCAUGUAUUGAGAAGCUGAUGUUAUUAAGGAUGGGGUCUAAACAAAUAUUGCGCUGGAAUUAGUUCAAUGCAUAUGUCAAUAUUGCUCUUAAAGAUCAUUGUAUAACAAUAUUUUAAUACUUGGAACAAGAAGCUCAAUCCAGCAGUCAUGGACUACACUAGUCAGUAUUCACAUAAUCCUCACAAUCAAUGCCACUUUGGGUUAUCCAAAAAUGUUUGAAUUUGAAGUAGCAAAUUAAAAUAAAUAAUUUGUGGCAUUUCAGAUGUUAAGGUAGUUCACAAAGUUGUAUAUCCUCUGACAUUUCGUUCACAUGCAUCUCCUUUUAUUCUUUUGAGCUACUCUAUCAAUCCCUGCUUUAUUGUAAACAGGACUGUAGCGGGGAGCUGGUCUUUCACAGGUUAACUCCACUAAAGAUCCCAGUGAAGCUCAGGAACAAGUAAUAAAAUCCCAUAGAACAAUAGUCACAACAAGCAAGGUAAUCCACGAAUAUCCCAAUACAGAUCUCAAUGACUGGACGACACACAGCAUCAGGAGCAGAACUGAACUUUUAAUCGCUCAACCUUCUUUUAAAACUUUCUCCCAUGCAAGGGAGGGAUUCACAUUAAUUAUACAGUACACCAAUCAUACAUGAGUUGCCACCCACACAUGAAUUAGUAUGACUCAUAAUCCCAUUAUGCAGGACACAGUUCCCCUCGUUUUCUGGAUGUACCCCUAAACAUAGGGCUACACCUCUAAAUGCUACAUCCCCUGGUAGCCCUUAUCUGAGUGAGUGACAUAUUCAAAAAUCACCCAGAUCGGACCACGGGUUCAGGAAAUUCAUGGAGGUAGUAAAAAGACCGACCGCGCUGGAGGUAACAGCCGAAAUUAGUUCCCUACGUUUUGGCCCUGCGGCCGGUCACAGAAAAAGGGAAUAAAAUGCACGGACGGCUUGGGUUAUGGAGACUGGGGAGGAUUCAGAUAAACCCCCUUGUUCGUGGGGAUCGGUAGUUUCUACACAAAACGAUGGCAGUAUAGAGGUCUCAGCGGUGUUUGCCUAGCCGAGUGUCCGAUUUGGGUUCCAGACACUCGAUGGCAAAACACAGCUGUUCGGGAGUUUAAGAUGGCCGCCGCCACGUGUUCGUCCCCCGAACGGCGGCCACCCAGAGGACAAAGCACACACUGCGCUGAUUGCCAAUUACCAGUUCGCAACAUUGUUGCGAACUGUAAUUGGAGGCACACUUAUUCCAGGGGUGGUCUGAUUGUUCGGUAGUUUCACUCGUAUAAUAACUGGAGUGAUUUUACCGAACAAUCACUGAAAAAAUGUUUGCCCAGGCGGUACUGAAUGUUAAAGUCAAAGGGCUGCAGCACCAAACUCCAGCGCAGCAGCCUGGCACCCCAGCCACCCGGUUCAGCCAUACCAACGGGUUGUGAUGCCUGAGCAAGGAAAAGGGCCGUCCAUUUAAAUACGGUUGUAACUUCUUUAGGGCCCACACCACAGCCAGGCAUUCCUUCUCAAUGGCGGCGUGGCUCACUUCUUUGGGUAACAACUUGCGACUGUUGUAAGCCACUGGAUGUUCUCUGCCAUCAGCCCCGACUUAGCUCACUACUGCCCCCAAUCCAAACAUAGAAGCAUCUGUGUGAACAAGAAAACGUUUAGUUGGAUUGGGAGGUGCCAAGACAGGGGCAUUGAUAAGUGCAUUUUUCAGAUGUUGGAAUGCCUGCUCACACUCCAGGGUCCAGGUUACUUGGCGGGGAAGGUUCUUACGGGUAAGGUCGGUAAGGGGUUUGGCCAGGGCGCUAUAAUUGGGGACAAACUUUCUAUAAUACCCUGCCGUCCCGAGAAACACUAACACUUGAGUCUUAGUCCUAGGGGUGGGCUAUUGGGCUACGACCUCUACUUUGGCUGGUUCUGGUUUCUGUUUCCCACAGCCCACUUGAUGCCCCAGGUAUUGUACCUCGGCCAUCCCUAUACUACAUUUGGCCGGUUUCAAUAUCAGACCGGCCUCCCUAAUCCUAUCUAGAACCGCUCCUAUAUGGGCCAAGUGCUCCUGCCAGGUAUUGCUAAAGAUAGCAAUAUCAUCUAGAUAUGCGCAGGUGUAGUCCUGGAACCCAUCUAGCAGUCAGUCCACCAUCCGCUGGAAGGUAGCCGGAGCGUUUUUCAUCCCAAACGGCAUGACCUUAAAGUGGUACAGUUACAGGUACCCGAAUGGGGUGACAAAGACUGACUUAGGGAUGGCGUCCGGGCCAAGGGAAUCUGCCAAUACCCCUUACACAGAUCAAUAGUAGUGAGGUAUUGGCCUCUGGCCAUCCGGUCUAGCAGUUCAUCUAUCCUGGGCAUAGGAUAGGCGUUGGACACUGUUUUCUCGCUCAACUUCCGGUAGUCCACGCAGAAGCGGGUCGUAUCGUCCUGCUUAGGUACGAGGACUACUGGGGAGGCCCGGGGCUGUCCGAUGGCUCAAUCACCCCCAGUUGGAGCAUCUCAUCGAUCUCCUUGCGCAUAUUCUCCUGCACCGCUUCGGGGAUGCGGUAGGGGGUCUGGCGCAUGGGUAGUUGCCCUGGGGUUUCCACCCAGUGAAUGGCCAGAGGAGUGUAUCCAGGUACAUUAGAGAAGGUGUCUUGCUUCUCUCUUAGCAUUUGUUGUACCUCGGUACGCUCCUGGGGGCUCAGCCGGUCUCCCAGCGCAACUUCUCUUAAAUCCCAACCGACCGUCCCCCAGCAGGUCUGGGAGGGGAAGGCUGUCAAACUCGUUGUGCGCACAGAUAGUGGUUACCUCCUCUGAGCAUUCCUGGUAGGGCUUCAUCAUGUUCACAUGGAGCAUGCGUCGCCCUCCAGUUCCUGCGCAGGGGCCAAUUAUAUAAGUGAUGUCACAUCUCUGUUCCACCACUCUAUAAAGGCCCUGCCAGGCGGCCUGUAACUUAUGUCGGACAGGUUUUAAAAUUAAAAAUUUCUGCCCAACCUGGAAGCAACGGUCCCUGGCGCCCCGAUCAUACCAUGUAUGCUGGCGAGUCUGAGCCGCCUGGAGGUUUUCCCUUACCAUCCUAGUCAAUGCUUCUAGGUGGUCUCAGAAUGCCAAUACAUAUGGUAUGAUGGGGGUACCGUCUGCGCUCCGGUCUCCCUCCCAAUGUUCUCUAAUAAGGUCUAGGGGUCCUCUUACUCUCCUCCCAAAUAAUAAUUAGAAUGGGGAAAACCCGGUCGACUCCUGCGGCACCUCCCGGUAAGCGAACCCCCGGUGUGGGUCUCGGCGAAGGUUCAGAGCAUUUGUUUCAAUAUACCAUUGAACCGUUCGCAGAGCCCAUUGGUCUGGGAAUGGUAAGGAGCACUGAUGAUUGGCUUAAUGUCACAGAAUUUCCUGAGGUGCUGGGUGACCUCCGCGGUAAAUUGAGUACCCUGAUCCGAGAUGAUCUCCCUGGGCAUAGUCUACGACAGUUAAAAUAUAUUUCUUGCCAGAAGAGCUAGGUUUCCGAAGGGGGCCUAUUAAAUCUACUGCUAUUCUACUAAAAGGUUCUUCAAUUAUGGGUAGCAGAUGCAGUUUUGCUUUCCACCGGUCCCCCCUUUUCCCUACCCUCUGGCACGUAUUGCAAGUACUGCAAUACUUGCGGACUUCCUGGCUGAUUCCUGGCCAAAAGAAACUUUGGAUCAGUCAGUACCUGGUGCGACUGACCCUUAAAUGUCCGGAUAGCGGAAUAUCAUGUGCUAUCCGGAGCAACUCCGCUCGGUACCGCUGCGGUACCUCUAGCUGCCUCAUAACAAUCGGGUCUGACCCGGCUACCUGUUUGUCUGACUCCCUGUAUAAGAGCUGCUUAUCCCAUAUAAAUCUCUCGCCCUCCCCCCCGGGUUGGUCAGAUGUGACCUUGUCCCUAUAUAUUUGUAAGGUAGGGUCAGUGAUCACCUCUGCUGCAAAUUCGUUAUGGGGGGCCCAGGGGACACAGUCUAAGGAAGGGGAAGAAUCUCUUACCUGAACCUCUGGUAGUGUGUUGUGGUCCUUGGUGCGGGCCUGUUGUCUGGUAACCACGGGAUGAGCUUCUCCGGUGGUUGGGGCCUGGGUUUCAAAAGCAGAAGAGAGUCUUCCCAGAUAAUUCCCCAGCAAAACCUCUGCUGACAAUUGCAGCAUCAACCCCACUUCCACAUUCCCUGACCCCGCUCCCCACUGUAGAUGAACCCUUGCUGUAGGUAGCCGGUAUACUGCUCCCCCGUCUACCCUGACGGCCACAGUCCUUCUGGUCUUGGCUUUGUCAGAUACUAGGUGGCUUUUGACCAGGGUUAUGGUGGCUCCCUUGUACAGCUUUGCCCUCCAGGUAGACGGUUUGUCUGUGAUGCUGGCGGUUAUCCGCAUUUGCCUGUAAGGGAUCUGCUUCGUGCAGCGCCAUAGGGGGUUGUGGUCUUGUCCUGGUAAUAGUGGGCUGCUGCUCUCGGUGGUGGUGGUGGUGGUUGCCCUGGUCGGAUCCAGGUGGAUCGGUCUCGGAGUUGGGACGGUCUUGCUUGUAGUGUCCCCACGUCUGGCACUGGUGACAUUGCACAGAGCUAGGCUGGUGGAACCUCGGUUGGGCAGCGGUUGGUGGGGGUGGUAGUUGUCGGGUGGUGCUGUUGUGUUGGUGGGGUAUCUUGUCCCCCCUAGGGGUCUUACUGCGGUCUUAAUGACUACAGGUUUUUGUUGCCUGAGAGCAUCCAUGUAGUCAUUUGCUUUCCUAGCUGCCUCCGUGAGGGAUGUAGGGUUGCGGUCCCUUACCCAUUCCUGGACAUCUGUUGGUACCCCAUCAUAGAAUUGUUCCAACAGCAACAUUUGUAAUAUGUCCAACAUGGACCGUGCUUUGUUAGCCUGUACCCAUCCGAGGGCCGCCCACUGUAGUCUACAAGCACACUCUGCAUGUGAAUCGUUCUCUGCAUUCUUUAGUUCCCUAAACCGCCUUCGGUAUGCCUCUGGUGUGAUGGCAUACCGAGCCAAUAUAAUUUCCUUUAACCGACUGUAGUCACGGAUUUCUUCGUCGGUACAGUAAGGUAAACUUUUGCUGCUCUCCCGGUUAGUCGCCCAGCUAAAUAGGGGACCCAAUCUUCUGAGCUGAUCUUAUGCAAGGCACACAGUCUUUCAAAAUCCUGGAGGAAGGCAUCUAUGUCUUCCUCUGCCUCUACAUAAAUUUUAAACGCUUGGUAGGGUAUCUUUGGCUUACCCUCUUGUACCAUGGUCACUGUUGAGCUGCGUUCUGGGGUUGACGAUAUCCUUUGCCUCAGUACAAACUCCUCUACUUCUGUCAUUGUCCUGGAGAUGAUCUCUGCCGGUGGAUUUUCCCCAUAAAAGGACAGCCUAAAUUGUAGCUGCCUUUGAAAUUCCGCUUGCUCUUGUCCUUCCGCCGAAUCACCAAGUUCGGGAACCGAACCACCAUCUGUUCGGUAUUCCGCCAUGACUUCAGUGAUGAGAAGAGCUUUAGUUUUAUUGCUGGCUGGAAUACUCCUUGCUUCCAGGAGAUCUUUUAGCAUGGAGCGUUUUAGUGUAGAAUAGUCAAUCUCCAUCCGUACUCCAUUGGUACUUGUUCCUCUGUGAGUCUGGAUCCCGGCGCUGCCAACCAAUGUAGCGGAGAGCUGGUCUUUCACAGGUUAACUCCACUAAAGAUCCCAGUGUGGCUCAGGAACAAGAAAUAAAAUCCCAUAGAACAAUAGUCACAGCAAGCAAGGUAAUCCACGAAUAUCCCAAUACAGAUCCCAAUGACUGGAGGACACAGCAUCAGGAGCAGAACUGAACUUUUAAUCACUCAACCUUCUUUUAAAGCUUUCUCACGUGCAAGGGAGGGAUUCACAUAAAUUAUACAUGAGUUGCCACCCACACAUCCUCUCCCCUUAGUAUGACUCACAAUCCCAUUAUGCAGGACACAGUUCCCCUCGUUUUCUGGGAACAUAGGGGUACACCUCUAAAUGCUACAUCCCCUGGUAGCCCUGAUCUGGGUGAGUGACAUAUUCAAAAAUCACCCAGAUCGGACCAGGGGUUCGGGAAAUUCAUGGAGGUAGUAAAAAGACCGACCACGCUGGAGGUAACAGCCGAAAUUGGUUGCAUACGUUUUGGCCCUGUAGUCGGUACAGAAAAAGGGAAUAAAAUGCACGAAAGGCUUGGGUUAUGGAGACUGGGGAGGAUUCGGAUGAACCCCACGAACAAAGGUUUUUUUUCUACCGAACGGUGAGCAGGUAGUUUCUGCACAAAUUGAUGGCAGUAUGGAGGUCUCAGCGGUGUUUGCCUAGCCGAGUGUCUGAUUUGUGUUCCAGACACUUGACGGCAAAACACAGCUGUUCGGGAGUUUAAGAUGGCCGCCACCACGUAUUCGUCUCCUGAACGGCGGCCACCCAGAGGACAAAGCACACACUGCGCUGAUUGCAAAUUUUCAGUUUGCAACAUUGUUGCGAAAGGUAAUUGGAGGCAUGCUUAUUCCUGGGGUGGUCUGAUUGUUCGUAGUUUAACUCGUAUAAUAACUGGAGUGAUUUUACCGAACAAUCAGAGAAUGCUGCAUACAACAUACAUACAUACAGCAAAAUUAACCAAAAGCAUAUUAACACACAUACUUUUGAGGACAUCCUGGGCUUUCCAGUGAUAUGUCAUGUGAUAGGCUGGGAUGUUGGGAACUUCCUUCUUUCUUUUCAUCACAAAAUUAGAAGACAUUUUGUUUCCUCAGUUCCCAUGAGGAUAAAGCAAAUACAAAACAUCAUCAACAUACCUGCCAAGUUUGAAGACAUAAAAUUAGAGCGGGUGGGUGGAUUUUCUAACCUGUCAGUGCAACCACACUGACAGGUUGGAAGACUUAUCUGUUCAGCAAUGAGCCAGGGACCGACCCGCUGGGGCAUCAGUCCCCUCCACAUGCAGGAGCCAAAAUGGCGCCAACCACGAGGUCGCAGCCAUUUGUAACUCCGCCUCCAAAGGUCACAUGACCGUGCAUGUGACGUUACAACAUACACGCACAUUCUGUGGUCAGAGGCCAAGCUCUGACUAAUCACAGCCCAAGGAGGGGUAUUUAAACCCCUGAAUUUCCCUAGCUCAUUGCCCUGUCGUGGUUUCUGUUCCUGGUUCCCGAGAGUGCGUUUGCUUGUGCUUGUUAUUGAUAUUCCCGAUAUUCUGACCUUGGCUAUUCCUGACUAUUCUGAUCUCUGGUUUCCCUGACUUGGCUUUCUCAUCGAUCUUGUGUAUUUCUGGCUUCCUUGACCUUGGCUUUCCCUCGACUAUUCUCUGUCUUUCAACGUAUUAAUCCAGCCAUUCUAAGGACCAGUUUAUAUUUUGUCUAUUUUUCUAUUCUAUGUAGAUGUUACAUAGUUUUGCGUGUUGGAUUACAUUAGUAGUCGUGACAGAUCUGCUAUGAUGUCAUCCACAUACCACUAGACAUGUUCAGAGGUUUUGUGGUGUCCAUGCCUCAAUGCAUGUUCUGGAAGCAUGAGGUGGAACAAACACAAUAUUAGGUUGGUAGUAUUAAUGUUGUGGCUGAUUAGUGUGUAUUAACAAUACAUUUACAAUGGUUUAAAUUAACUUAAUUUAUAUUCAUUUAGUACUGUCAGUAUUUCAGUAAUUGUUUGUGUCCAGUAUUUGAAUGAGUGUAGGACCCACCAAUAUUAGAGUGCUGUGGUGGGCUUAACAUUAUAAGGCCAUAUUUGCUUGCUGAUUAAGUAGCCUUGUAAAUUUUAAAACUGUACUUUUGUGUGUGUUGUUUAUUAAUUUGUAUUUUGUAUAGAUUUUGGUCUUUACAGCAGCACCACUGCUAAAUAAUGCAUUUCCCGGGUGUUCCUUCAAUUCCUUGUUUUUCUAUUAUUUUCAGUAUGACAAUGCACAAUGUUAUUAUUUUUUUUCUUGUUAGGUUCCUUUACUCAGAUGAAGUUCAGAUUGGUCCAGAAACAGUGAUGACCACACUGUACACUGCUAAAAAAUAUGCAGUGCCUGCACUGGAGGCACACUGCGUGGACUUUCUCACCAAACAUCUCAGGGCAGAUAAUGCCUUCAUGCUGCUGACACAGGUAAAGCAAUGUCAGUCCUUCCCUGGAGCAAACUGAUGGGAAUGGCACAAAAUCACAUGACCUGAAUAGAUUCACAGAACUCUGGUAUAAUUGAUCACCAAGAGUUGAAAGACAGAUAGAAGAUGGAAGCAUAUAAUGGACUGAGGGACAUUGUUUGCAUUCUUUACUAGAAUUAAGUAUUGACAAAAUGAGUAAAAAUGACAUUUAACUCAUAAAGUGUCAGAAAUAGUUCUGUUUAUGAUACAGCAGCAUUGCUGGUUAUAAUCUAACACAGGGGUACCCAAUCCAGUCCUCAAGUACCCCCUACUAUGCCAGGAUUUUAGGGAUUACCCUGUUGUGUCUAAAGUGUUUUUUUUCUUUUUCUAAAAACACCUAAUCCCUAAAUCCUGGACUGUUAGGGGGUACUCAAGGACUGGCUUGGGAACCACUGAUCUAACAUAUUUAUUUUGAGCAGGAAGGGCUGCAUUGCUUUCAAGUAGAGGAUGUCUGAGGUUUUGUUUCUGGGUUAUUUGUGCUUUCUAUCCAGCUACCACUCAACAUACGAACUCUUGCAUGCCUGUCUAUAAAUAAAGCAUAAGUCACAUGUUGCCUUGUCAUGUAUAUAUAGUACAUGUUCAUGGAAAUAUUUUGAAUGAGCUUAGCGAUGCUUUAAAUUAUUCAGAUCAUAGCCAGAGACUUGGUAAAGUCAGUGCACAGGUCACAAGAGGUCAUGCAUUUUUGAGUGACAUGAAUGGAUAUUUAGUCCUUCUGAGCCAUGCAGUGAAAGUCCAUCAACUUGAGCAACCUAAAUAUUGCCCCUGGUUUGUGUCAAUAUAGAGCUUCAAACAUAUUACACUACAACUUGGAUGCUCACAGCAAGCAAGCUGUAAUGGGACUAUGUUAUCCAUCAUCUUAAGAUAACGGCUUGCUGUCGGUAAAUGGAGUUAUAUCUGGACAUUAGUUAUGGAGGAUCAGCUUAAACCUUGUUUAGUCUUUUAGAUAUUGACUCAUGACUCAGAAAUCUAAAUAUGUUCUUGUGGGUCAUGUAGGGAGACCUUCAGGUUAUAUUUAUGAGGAGAAAAUAGCUUACCUUCAAACUAACCAAACUUGUCCACAUGGGGCGACAAACAUGUUUCUUCUAGUUGGAGAUGCAAUGUAAAUGUCAUUCCGUGUUAAUGUAGACAAUGUGGCCAUUGUUAGUAGAGUUGACUGGUGGAAACAUUGUAACCAGUCAAGGCUUCUCUUGCUAAUGAAAUACAUGUAGUUAUGACUCCUAACUAGCAAAGCAUACCUAUCAAAUCUCACGAGUACAGUCUAAUGAAAUAAACUAAGAGUGACAUAUAUUUGCACUUUUUUGAUUUCUUGUUGGAGAGAUGUAUCACGUUCCAUGUGUACAUAACUUUUAUAUCACGCACAAUAGUUAUAAAGACUAUAGACUAUUGCCUGUAGACACCAAUAACAGAAGAGCUUGGAGUGAACGAUCUCACUUUCAUCAUACAUUACAACAUUUACUUAUUUGAUCUUUUACUGUGUAAAUCCCUAAUUCAUUUAUAUUUAUUUUUUCUUCAAUACAUUCACUCUUAGGCUCGGUUGUUUGAUGAACCACAGCUUGCCAGUCUCUGUUUAGACACCAUAGACAAGAGCACAGUGGAUGCUAUCAGCGCAGAAGGAUUCACUGAUAUUGAUAUAGGUAAGUUCUGAACAAGUGCUUAGAAAUCUUGUUCUUAAAAAGCAGAGGUGAGAUAAUCAAACAGUCACUCUAAGUACAGCCACAACAUUAAAACCACCUGCCUAAUAUUGUGUAGGACACCUUCACGCUGCCAAAACAGCUGUGAUGCGUGAAGGCAUGAACUCCACAAGACCUCUGAACGUGUCCUAUGGUUUCUGGCACCAAGAUAUUAGCAGCAGAUCCUGUAAGUCCUGCAAGUUGUGAGGAUUGGAGUGCAUCGGAUUUUUUGCACAUCCCACAGAUGCUCAAUCGGAUUGAGAUCUGGGGAAUUUGGAAGCAAAGGCAACACUUUGAACUCUUUAUCGUGUUCCUCAAACCAUUCCUGAACAAUUUUUCUAAUGUGGCAGUGUGCAUUAUCCUGCUGAAAGAGACCAUUUCCAUCAAGCAACACCAUUGUCAUGAAGUGGUAUACAUAGUCUGCAACAAUCUCUAGGUAGGUGGUACGAGUCAAAGUAACAUUCCAGGAUCCAAGGUUUCCCAACAGAACACCCAUGACCCUAAUGCCAGUUCACCUGUGGUCCUGCAAUACACCACUUUUGAUAGCAGGGCAGAUUUCCCACUAGGCAGAGUAGUGGCCACUAUGGAGCUCCUAUUUAAAGCACUUAUAAUGUGCCUUUUUUUGGAUGAAAUAGGCUGGUUGAGAGAGAUACGUACCAGGAGCUUUGGCUUGUGUCCACUGUAGUCCAAUCAGCCUUAAUAUCACAACAGCAGGAACAGUUAGAGAUGGUGCAAAACUCAGUGCUGUCCCGGUUCCUCCAGUGUUUGUGUGUGAUGCUGGACAGGAAGACGAAGGAAUUACUUUCCUUUUGCCUACUAACAACCUCUCACACAGGAAAUGCCUUACAGGAAGAGCAGGGGAAGAGUUUAGUGAUUCACACAGUAUAACCGCUCCUGUAGCUCCAAUAUCAUCAAUCUGACUGGUCUACAGAAGACAUAGGAGAAUGAGUACUUUGAAAAUAACCCUUCAAACUACAGAAAUCAAAGCCUAAACCUGACAUUAAACACUUUACCUUAAUCCUGUUUACCUCUUUUUAAACACCAAACACCCCAAUACUGAAUUAACCCCUUAAGGACAGCGGGCGUGCUAUGACGUCCUUGGGGACUGUCUCUACACACUGGCGAUCGUGAUGGGGGGACUUACCUGGCAUCCCAGGGAGUCCCCCUGCUGCCGAUCCAGCCCUCCUGGGCCAUGUGAUUGCGAGGUCCUUGCGAGGACCUCACAAUCACAUGGAUGGCAUAGCCGUCCAUAGCAGUGCCAGCAGGGGGAGUGCCUGGAAUUACAGGCAGUCCCCCUGCUGCCUGUAAGAAAUUAAAAUAAAGUUUAACCCCUUCCCAACCAAGGACGUAUCAAGUACGUCCAACAAAAAACGGUCCUUAAGGACCGAGGGCAUACCUGAUAUGUCCGCGUUGAAUUAGAGCGCUGGAAUCAAUCAUGAUCGCUACCAGCAGCUCUAAUGGUAUUGCAGCAAUGCCUCGAUGUUGAGGCAUCACUGAAAUAUCCCCCUCACUACCGGUGGCCGCCAGAGAACACCAGGUGAUUGCUCCCCCAGAACGAUCACUUCCGGGUUGUUUCACAUCAGGCAGGCUUCCGAUGCUCUGCCUGUACUGAGUGCCUGAAAGGGUCGAGGCACUCAGUAAAUAUAAAAAAAAUAAAAAUAAAAAUAAAAUAAAAAAUUAUAGUCUCUUUAUAUUCUUUCAAGGAAACAAUAUAAGGAGUUUUUUUUCAUUAAGUCCAUGGGGUGAUAAAGUAUCCAGAGUGUGUAUCCAAAAGGCUUCACCUAAGGAGGAGAAUGUCCCGGUUGCCUCCUCUCAGAGGUACGUGAUCGAUACCCAUGAAUCGCAAUGAGGAGAGGUUAUGUCCCACUUCUAAGAAAUGGCGGGCAACAGGGGUGCUAGCCAUGCCACUCUGUAAAGCAAUGCGAAUCGCAGACCUAUGUCUCCACAUCCGCUCUCUGCAUUUGACGUUUUCCCCACGUAGGCAUAUGAUCUAAUAUACAAUGUGAGUGGUUGUACAGCUAAUCUUGUGUUUAAUUUUGUAUAUGUUGCCCGUUCUGGGAUGGCAAAAUGUUUUCCCGAGUACCAUAGAGUUGCAUACCAUACAAUUCAGGCACUGCUAACAUCCUGCAUUAGUGACAGCAGUCAAUCGUUCGAUUUUGGCAGUUUGGUCAGUUUGUACAAGGAGAUCACGCAGGUUUUUGCCUCUUUUGUAACUGAUGACAGGGGUUUGACGAAAUACGAAAUAUAGGAGGUAAAGUCGGAUCCUUGCUCAUCAGAGACCAGUUAUUUUCAAUAUUUUCUUGCAUUUCAUGAGAUCUAGGGUGAAAUGCUUGUGGAAAAGUGAACCGAUCUUUGGUUUUAAUCGAUUGCUUUUGCCUGCUGUCACUUGUACUGCUUUAUUAUAAGCUUGUUCCAAGGUAAAUCUCAGAUAUUGCUGUUGGAAUUUAAUGAGCAUUUUCCGUAUCUGUUCCUCUGCCCGUUUUGUAUUAGAGUUGUUCUGGAUUAAUCUGAUAAAUUGCGAAACUGAUAAGGAUUCUUUUCAUUUUCUCGAGUGGCAACUCGAGGCAUGCAGGAUUGUAAAAACUUUUUGUGUCCUGAUGAAAGCUCCUUAGGGGAGCUGAAACGUCGAUUAUUUUUUGAAUAAAAGAAGAACUUUUGAAUGAUAAAUCCUUGGAGUGCCAGUAUCUUUCCAUAUAUAUAUGUAUUAAGGCAAUUUGCCUGCAUUUGUGGGAGGUGCUGGUUUGCUACCCCUAGCCUACUUAAGGCACUCCCCUUACCUUGCUCCUUACCGUUCGAGGUCAGCGUUGAAUGAGGAUCCACUUCCGGGUUCUCUCAGACGCCAUCUUGGUUUCAGUAUCCACGAGGUUUUCACCACGUUAGCUGUGUCCAGGAAUCCUGUUCAGGCCUUCCGCCCGUCCAGCUUCUUCUGACUCCGGUCUCCGUCGUAGAUCGCGUCCCAAGGACUCCUAAACCGUAAGUCAGACCUUACUGUCACGCCAGGACUGGUUCCCACGGCGUACGGUACAGCACGGGUCCUCGCUUUACGGCUUUUUCCCUGGUUAUGACACGAAUGUUUCAAGCCAUUCGCGGGCUUUUUCAUUCGUACGGUCAUUCGGCUGAACAUAGUUAAUCGUUCAAUAGUCAUUUCGCAUAUCCUAUUUCAUGUAAUAUUGAAACGAAUUAUCAUUCGGUUGUUUUGCCGUUCUGCAAAUUUUCACUUACGCUCAAACACGCUUUCGGUUCGCAUAAAUCAUACGGUUAAACUAUUCUAACUCACAUUUGCUUUCGGCUUUUCUGUGUGUUCACGUAUAAUCCUUUCAUGAAUUAUAUUCACCAUUUCAUGUGUACAUAACGUUCAGUUAAGAAUUGCUUGUUUAAAUAGAUUAUUUUGAUUACUUUUAAAUAUUGUCAGUAUUGUAUUACGUCCACAAAUCAAGUCACUUCUCUGUAUAUACCAUUUGACUCCCGCGCUUUCAGGGGUCUGCAUUACUUAUCCAUUUAUACAAAUGGACUCAGCCUAUGUUACAGCCCUCACUUCUGGGUUAUUACUACAACACAUACAAAGGAUAUAGGUUCAUUUAGGCAAUAAUUCUCGGGUUGAUACGUCUUUUCUAUACAAAUAUAUCAUAUAGAUAUACAUCACUUUACAUCAUUUUAAAUCAUUUUGGGGUAUCCCUGCCUUUGGUUAUUCUGCUACAUAUCAUACAUAACGCUGUGUAAAAUAGGCCAUGACCUCAUCCAUGUCCCUUUCUAUAAAACCAGUUACAUUUCUGUACAGAUCAUUGAACUCCAACGCCAGGAGUUUUAUAACUAUCCAUUUCAUUUCAAUUCACUAAGCCCAUAUUACAGGCCUCAUUUCUCUGUCAUGACGAUGACACAUAAGGCUUAAAUCCUUUUUAUGCAUACUUGGGUUGAAUCACACGUACUGAUCCAACCAAUCAUACGUUCCCUGCACAGUCAUAUACAUAUGUAUAUAACCUACAUUUCAUGUUUUCCUUUACACACCAUUAUCACGUAACACAUAGAUUGUUUGUACAUAGGCCACGGCCUCCCUCAGAUGUCUUAUUCAAGCAUGCAAACAUUUCUGAGCCACUCAUAGCUAUUCCCAUGGUAUCAACAUAAUUUUAAUACAUUGCUGCUACAGACUAUAAGUCUGUUUCUUUUCACACUCCACACUCAUCAUACUACUCUCUUUUACCCAUUUUUAGGCUGUCAAGCUUAUAUAUUUGCUCCACACGGUUUAUUCCUGUGAUUUGUCAUACUACCAGGUACGUACACCUGCUCAUAUGGUAUUCUACCAUACAUUUCAUUUCAUCCCCCUAGGUUAGAAUACUGGCAAUAGGGUCACAGGAUUCCCAAUAGGUAUUUACCCCGUCUUGGCUGUCGCCAUCAGUUAGUGGUCCCGCGAGGCCAACACCCCGCCUCAAACGUUCCAGAGGCAAACACCCAUCGGGCCACACGUUAGCUAGUCGCCUCGCAUGUUGCAAAGAGAGUGCCUCACCUGUCACUCCCUUCCCCUGUUUUCUGUCGUACAGUCACCGAGAGGCCUAAAACUCCUGCCACUACGUCAAGUGGCCUCAAUAACCCCUCGCGCCAACGCAUAGAUAGAGCCUCUCAAGCCGCUUGGCAAUUAGCAGGGCCUCACCUGUCACCAAACAAGUAUAAUACUUUCGCCAUCCGGCCUAGCUAGCCUGCCAGUACAAUUUGGUGGUUCUAUAUACUAAUUAUUGUUUUAUUUAUAGUAUGUCUCAGGAAGGGGUAGAGGAUUUCUCCCUGCCUAGCACCCCGGCUAGAGCUGUCACUCCCACACAAGGAGGAGAGCUAGCUAGUCCAGCAUCAAUUAGAUCCUGGACAAUCCCGCGCAUAACCACGGAAUUAAGGAGACGACAAAUCCCCUACCCCGCUACAGCAAGGAAGGCAGAACUUUUCAAACUGCUACGCACAUCAACUAAUAACAUGGAGGCCGGGGAAGGAUCUAGCCAGUCCAACCCAGGGGACGUACAUGCCAUGUUAUCCUUGCUCAUGGCAUCCAUGGGCAAGGUCAACUCCAGGCUGGAGAAACUUGAGUCGGUCACCACGGCCCUCACUCUAGCAGGGCCACCCGCGGCUGCGGUACAAACACCAGCCUUGCCAUUAGUCGCUCCAGCCAGCACCCUGGAUGACCAGGAAGUUAGCCCGGCCCACAUGAUACCUGAGCAUAUCAAAAGGGAUAUCCUGGAAGGUAAAGACGUCAACCUGGCUUCCCUGUUGAUUGCCUCCCAGGACAUUGUGGAACAUAAGACGUAUGCUUAUGAUGAUGUUUCUGUUAUUGUCAGAUCUAGGGAUGCCCGCCUGAACAGGAAACUGACUAUCCCAGAAUUUGUACUAGCGUUUGGUAUUUACAGGGAUGUCAUCUGUGCGGUUUAUCCCAACAGAAGAGAGGAGUUUGAUCUCUAUAUGCACAAGCUGGUAGACCUGGGCAACAAAUAUGGUGGUUCAGCAUUCUAUGACUACCAUAGGUCUUUUUCUGCAAAAGUGGCUGGAGCCUUCUCCCAGUACGGUACACGAUCCAACUGGGGAAGGAUUGAUACCGUCUUAUUUUGCAGACACUUUGCAGGUCUAAGAACACCAGCUUGUGCAUACUGCUCCUCCACAGCCCAUACUACUAAUUUUUGUCCCAACACGGCAGACGGACAUGCCUCCACACAAGGAACUAGUUCCUCUGGGGAUCCAGGGAAACUAUCCAAAGACAAAUUGGGACGCCCAAUCAAGUUUCUGGGCAAGUCCCAGAUAUGUAAUAAUUUCAAUGUUGGGUCUUGUAAUUACAGUGGAUGUAGACUAUUGCAUGUCUGUUCAAAAUGUUUUAGGGCACAUGCAAAGACCAUGUGUCCAAAUAAAAUGUAUUCCAAGCCUUACCUUACGUCCAUUAAUAUGCCAGUAUUCACAGCAUUGAUGUCUCAGCACCCAUCUAGACACCUGGUAGACUUUCUUAUUUCUGGUUUAACAGAAGGCUUCCACACAGGUAUCCUACACAUACCAGCUGGAACUCUGGAAUGCCCUAACCUACAAUCCGCCCAACACAACCCCACAGUGGUUGACACCCUCAUAGCCCAAGAAGUGGAUGAGGGCUUUGUAUUGGGGCCUUUUAGAACUCCUCCAUUCACAGAAUGGCGCACCAACCCUAUUGGUAUUGUCACAGGGAAAUCUUCCCAAAAACAGAGACUCAUCAUUGACUUAUCGGCUCCCCACUCAUCGGCCAACCCCAGUCUUAAUUCCCUCAUACCCUCUGAGGAAUUCUCUCUGCAAUACACCACCAUAGAUCACGCCAUUACAGCUAUCAUACAAGCAGGGGUUGGAGCCUGGCUCAGUAAGACCGACAUUACUAACGCCUUCAAACUACUCCCUAUCCACCCCACACUGUGGCACCUGCAUGGCAUCAAGUGGUCCGGGAACUACUAUUUUUUCUCCCGGUUAACUUUUGGGUCCAAAAGUAGCCCAGCUAUUUUCGACACAUUUGCUGAAUCAUUAUGCUGGUUACUAUUGAACAUAGCCAGAUGCCCUACGGUAUUACAUUACUUGGACGAUUUCCUACUGGUCGAGGAGAAUACUGCACCUCCCACUAGCCUCAAAGCUACCACUAAGCUGUUUGAGCAACUAGGUGUACCCAUCUCCCCAAAGAAAACAGAAGGGCCAGACAUGGUUAUCACUUUUCUGGGUAUCCAAUUAGACUCUGCCACAAUACAAGCAAGCCUACCAUACGAUAAGAUAGAGAAUAUUCUCACUUACAUAAACAACUACCUACAGCUCGGCACUUGCAACCGCAAAGAGCUACAGUCCCUGCUAGGGUCACUAAAUUUUGCGAUGCGCAUCAUACCUCAAGGCCGCUCCUUUAUUUCACGACUAUUGCAUCUUUUCCCACUUUUUCUACAUGACACGCACAGGUUGUCCUUAGAUGCCCAAGCUACGGCAGAUCUAAACAUGUGGAAGAGGUUUUUAACCACUUGGAAUGGUAAAAGUAUGUUCCUCCCUCAAUUGACUGAAUCAUCUCCUACCAUUUGGUCAGAUGCGGCAUCUACCACUGGUUUUGCAGCAAUUUUUGGGAACGAAUGGCUUUGGGGCAGCUGGCCUUCAGCAGUUCUGGAUUUGGAAGGUUUUUCCACUACCUCAGCUCUUUUUGAGAUCUACCCCAUAGUGGCGGCUGCCGUAGCGUGGGGUCAUUUAUGGGCUAAUACGCCAGUGCGUUGUUACUCAGACAACCAGGCAACCUGUCACAUCAUCAACAAAGGUCGUUCCAAAUCUCUUACGAUCAUGAGAUUUCUGAGGAAACUCACUUGGUUGGCAGCUUGUCAUAAUUUCUUCCUAUGUUGUUUCCAUGUGCCAGGUGUAUAUAACACAGCUGCUGACAAUUUGUCUCGCUUUAAAUUUCAGGAGUUCCAUCAAGCACUCCCGUCAGCAGCACCCACAGCCACCAUCACUCCAACAUUUCAACAACUCAUACUGGACUAGACGUCAUCAUGCAGCAUAGCAGGACAUUGUCCCAGUUGGCACUUUCAAACAAUACAAACAAAACAUACAUCAGGGCUUUCACACUAUUCAAACGAUUCCUUCUGGAACACAACAUCAUACAACCGUUUGUUAUGACAUCUUUUUUGGGGUUUGCUUCCUUUUGCCACCUUAAACUCAAAAUGUCAUACAACACCAUCAAACUCUAUCUCACUGGCAUUCAACACCACAUGCUCAUCUUACACCCAAAUAACAACAGUUUCAUGGCCUCUCACCAAAUUAAGACCAUACUCAGAGGUAUUCAAAAAUCAGAACCCACACAUUUGGCCCAGAGGCUACCCAUAGAUAACCAUAUCUUCAAAGCAUUAUCUAACCUACUUGACCUAAAACCGUUUGACACUAAUACGAAUUCUAUCAUCAAAACAGCAAUAUACAUCGCUUUCUAUGGAUUUCUACGACCCAGAGAAUUCACUACGACCUCCACGACCAAAACCACUCCAUUCCUCCUCUAUUCCCACUUGACAAAACAUAUGGAUCAUUACAUCCUGUCUUUACCUCACUCCAAAACCAGCCAGCACAUACCUGUAAACAUUCCGUACUAUCCCACGCACAACAGAUGGUGUCCCGUCAAGGUUCUUGAUGCCUACAUACAGCACCAUCACUUACUGCCCUCGCAACCGUUAUUACAACUACAAGGUGCAGUACUCACCACUACAACCUUCAUGACUUACGUCAGGUCCUUGCUCACACAACUGGGCCUCAACGCAAACAAAUACUCAGGACACUCCUUUCGUAUAGGAGCCGCGUCCACAGCCUCCAGUGUCAACAUCCCAACUCAUGUUAUCAAAACACUGGGGCGCUGGAAGUCAUCCGCUUACUCACGGUACAUACCGAACCCAGUACAAGAAUUAAGGGAUGCUUUCAUAAACAUGUCUGGUUGAUAAAUGUAUAUGUAUUGGUUGUCUGUUAAUAAAUUUGAUUACUUAAUUUUUGCCCUCUUCUUUCUCAGGCCUACCUCAUCGUCGGUUUCGGCACACCACAACCGACUUGCUCCUUUUAUCAUCCUACGCUUAUUCAUGGUAUUUCACACUGUACUAUCUUAAGCACCUAACACAAAUAUAUAUAUAUAUAUAUAUAGAUAUAUAAAACAUCAUACUAAGUGUAUUUUUCUAUUAACAUGUACAUAUAUUAAUAUAAAAACACACUUAGAGUUAAAUUACACACACACAUAUAUAUAUAUAUGUAUAAUAACUAUAUAUAUUGUGUAUAUAUAUAUAUUAUAAAAAAUAAAUAAUAAUAAAAAAACUGUAAAAAUUAUUUUAAAAAAUUAUAUGUAUUAAGGCAGUUUUGCCUGUAUUUGUGGGAGGGGCUUAAAUUAAUUCACUCCCCUAUAUAAGGGACACCUCUUACCUGACUCAUAUUGCUUGAGGUCAGCAUCAGAAUGAUUUCCACUUCCGGGUCAUCCAGACGCCAUUUUACCUGAUUACUCCAUGAGGUUUUCUAAGCUGAGCUGUGUCAGGAAUCCAGCCACAGGCUUUUCCGGCCUACCACCUUCUUUCUUCAAUCUAUCGCUGUGGAUUGUGUCCAAGUGACUCACAAACCGUAAGUUGACCUACCCAUUACGCCAGGCAUCAGUCCCACGGCACCAUGCAAGGGUCAGGUCCUCACUUUACUGCUGCAUUUUGUCUGUCUGUUCUAAAACCAUUGCAUGUUCAUGCAUAUCAUUCGUUUAAACCCCCUACUGGUCUUUGGGUGUACUACAGACUUCUUAGACAUUAUCGCAUUUCAUGUACAAACCAACUAACCACUGCAUCUUUGCCUACACACUGACCCCUACCGGUCAUUCGGUGUACUACAGGCUUCUCAGACAUUAUUGCAUUUCAUGUACAAACCAACGAACCACCGCAUUUUUCACCUACACACUGACCCCUAUUGGUCAUUCGGUGUACUACAGGCUUCUUAGGUGUUGUUUGCAUUUUCAUGUACAAACCAAUAAACCAUUGCAUUUACACCUACACACUGACCCCUACUGGUCUUUCGGUGGACUACAGGCUUCUUAGACAUUAUCCCAUUUCAUGUACCAAUCAACAAACCAUUGCAUUUGCGUCUACACACUGACCCCUAUCAGUCAUUCUGUGUACUACAGGCUUCUCAGACAUUAUUGCAUUUUAUGUACAAACCAACAAACCACUGCAUUUUUCACCUACAUACUGACCCCUAUCAGUCAUUCGGUGUACUACAGGCUUCUUAGACAUUAUUGCUUUUCGUGUACAAAACAAUAAACCACUGCAUUUUUACCUACACACUUACACCUACCGGUCAUUCAGUGUACUACAGGCUUCUCAGACAUUAUUGCAUUUCAUGUACAAACCAACGAACCACGGCAUUUUCGCCUACAUGCUGACCCCUACCGGUCAAUCGGUAUACUACAGUCUUCUCAGACUUUAUUUCACUUCAUAAGCAAACAAACUAACUACAGCAUUUUCGCUUUUAUACUGACUCCUAUCUGUCAUACGGUAGGAUUAACCCCUUAGGGACACAUGACAUGUGUGUCAUGUCAUGAUUCCCUUUUAUUCCAGAAGUUUGGUCCUUAAGGGGUUAAAGGGUAUUUUUACCAUACAAUCAGCAUUUAUGACCCCUACUGGUCAACAGCAAAACUGUCUUCACAUGUCAUAUACAAUUUACCAGCCAAUAUAAAUUACACAUAAGAUUGUUUUAAACCCUUAAGGACACAAGACAUGUGUGACGUGUCAGGAUUCCCUUUUAUUCCAGAAGUUUGGUCCUUAAAGGGUUAAACAUAACCAUAAGCCAUAAAUGAAACUCCAGCACGGGCUCAAAUUCAGGUUUAAUUCACAAUAAUUUACAUUUCACAUCAAGACCAACAGUGGUUCUAUCAACACUGCCACCUACAGGUCUGUCAAGUACAUUGACAAUUUUCAUGGGGUUUUACAAACACCAAAACACUUACACCUAUAGGUCAACAGACAAACAACAUUUCACAUACCAAUCAGUAUCCAACUACACUGCCACCUAUAGGGCACUCGGCAGAUCUCCAGUGCACUUGCAUUUUGCAACACCAUGUUCACUGACCCCUACCAUUCAAUAAGACAUACAACAAUUCACAUAGCAAGCACUAUAUCAACAUCAGGUAUAAAUACAUAUAUUAUUACACAGUAGCAGACGCGUCUGUAUAUACGUAACUGGUAAUAUAGUUCACAUACAUUUUUCACAGCACGCUGCUCACGCAACAGACUUUCCCCUAGCAAGGGGACAUACAACAUACAAGGUGGGGACAGACCACAUUUUCACUUGUACAUACGGCACUUAAUGGGUUAAGAUUGAUACAUAUUUAACCAGUAUGGCUACGAUGUUUAAUAAUUACACAUCAUGGCACUUUACUUUUCACAUAUACUGUACGUAUUAAGAUAAGCUUGGUCUAUGCCAUAUUUCCUUAUGCCAUACUGUUUUAUCCAUUCAGGUUACAGUUACUACUAAAAAACCUAUACGGAUUGUCAGGUUCAAUACCAUACUACCAGGUACAUUCACCUGCUCACGUAGUUAUCCAUCUCUUACCUUCCCUGGAAUAGUAAUAGUGUACUGGCAAUUAGGGUUCUAGGGCCCAAUAGGUAUUACCCCCUUUUUUCUCUGCAUUAUGCUUCGGUUAGUGGUCCCGCGAGGCCAACACCCCGCCUCACACUCGGAGGCAUACACCCCUCGGGCCACUCGUGAGCUAGCCGCCUCGCAUUGUAUCAUAGAGAGGGCCUCACCUGUCACUCCCCUUCCUAUUUUCUGGUUACUGUCACCGAGAGGCCAACAUCCUGCCACAAUGUUCGGUGGCCACACAAAAUCCCCUCGCGCCAAGCAUAGAUAGAGCCUCUCAAGCCACUUGGCAACUAGCAGGGCCUCACCAGUCACCAAAAAACACCAAGCCUAAUCGUUUCGCCUUACGGCUUAGCUAGCAAGCCAGUACAAGAACCCUGGGUACAAAUAAUUGCAUCUUUAUUGUUAUUUAAGUAUUUUUCCAAAAGAUGGUGAAGAAUCACCUCUUCCUAGCACCCCGGCUAGAACUGAUACACCUUCAAGCAGAGGAGAUGUUGCUAGUCCUGCAGCAAUCAGAUCCUGGACGAUCCCACACAUUACCACCUACCUAAGGAGGUGACAAAUCCCCUACCCUGCUACAGCAAGGAAAGCAGGGUUAUUCAAACUCCUCCAUACAUCAACGGACAACACGGAGGCAGGGGAAGGCCCAGCUACAUCAACUCAGGUGACACCCAGGCUAUUCUAGCCUCACUCAUAAACUCAUCAGCCAAAAAUUUUUAUGACAGACUGGCAAUCUCGAGUUGGUCACCACAGCCCUCACAAGGCUGGGCCUCACGUUACUGUACAACCAGCACCAACCGAAACUCGGUUACCUGGUACAAUCAAUUCUUAUGACACACAAGAUGUUAACCCUGCACGUAUGAUCCCAGCACAUUGGGGAAGCAAGGCAUAUAUAUAUGUAUGAUGAUGUAUCUGUGAUGGUCAGAUUCAGGGAUUCCAGGUAAAUCGGGAACUGACCAUCUCUUGGAUGGGUUGGUAUUUGGAAUAUGUAGAGAUGUUUAUUUGUGCAGGUACCCAUACAGAAGGGGUUCUGUCCCAAACAAAUGGACGAGCACUCUCAGGCUCCAGGUACCAGCACCUCUGAACUACCAGAGACACUUGAUAUGAGUAGUUGCAUUGCAUAUAGACUGUUGCAUAUAUGUUCAAAUGGUUCAGGGCACAUGACAAACCAUGUGGCCCAAUACAACUUACAAAUAACGUACUCACCAUCUGUACACACCAAUGCAUUUUCAACACUACUGACUCAUCACCCUUCCAGACUUGUAGUAGAUUUAGUAAAGCUCUGGAGCUUCAAAGGGCUCCCAUACAGGUAUCAUAAACACACCUUCAAGGAAUAUAGCAUGCCCUCACUUACAGUCAGCACAACAAAACCAUUGGCUGAAAACACACUCAAAGCCAAGAUUUGCAGAGUGGUCUUCUAAUCUCCACCAUUUACAGCAUGGCACCAAACACACACAUUGGUAUUGUCACAAGGAAUCUUCCCUUAAACAAAGACUAACCAUAGACUUAUUGGCACCACACACCUCCGCUACUCCAAGUCUCAACUCCCUUCUUACUAUACAACACCAUUGAUCUACCUUUACUGCUAUCACUCAAGCAUGGGUUAAAGCUUGGUUAAGUAAGACCAAUAUCAUCAACGCAGUAAACAGCUACCAUCUACCCUACACACUUGCACUUACAUGGCAUAAAUUGGGCAAUCCUUUCCCUGCUCAACUUUCGAGCUACAGAUUAACCUACUAUCGAUAUUCGCAGAUACUCUGUGCUGGUUAUGAUAACAUAUCCAGAGGCAUUACAGUCAUACACUAUCUAGAAGACUUCUUGUUGCUCAAAGGAAGCAUAUUUUUCACUAGAAGCCUUAUGGCAGCUUAGUCUGGUUGACCACUUGGGCGUCCCAGUACCCCAUAAGAAACAGAAGGCGCAGACACUAUCAUCACAUUACUGGGCAUAUGACUUGAGUCGGAAUCCAUACACGCAAGUUACCACAAGACAAAUAGGGAACAUUCUCAACUAAAUCAAUCACUACCUCCUGCUUAGUACUUACAACUACAAGGAACUACAAUCCCUACCAGGUUCCUUAAUUUUGCCAUGCCAAUCAUACCACAAGACCACGCUUUCACAUCCAGAGUACUUUCCCCUUUUUUUCCACACUUCCAACAUGACGAUCAGAGGAGGUGCCUAGACACCUCAGCAACAGCAGACCUGCACAUGGGGGGGUAUUUCUUAACCACUUGGCAUUGUAAAAGCAUGUUCCUUCCAGGAUUGUCUGACACUUCUCCAACCAGAUGGUCAGACGCAGCGUAUACCACGGGUUUGGCAGCGAUCUACCGGGAACAAUUGCUCUGGGGCUGUUGGCCAUGGCAUCCAGGUUUGGAAAUUUUUCCACCACUUCAGCCCCUUUGGGAGAUCUACCCCAUUGUAGCAGCUGCUGUGGCAUGGGGUAAAUCAUGGUCAAGGUCAUCAAUCCGUUGUUACUCAGACAACUAAGCACAUAUCAUAUCAUCAACAAACGCCACUACUCAUCCAUAAGUUCAUGAUGUUUCUGGGGAACUCACUUGGUUGGCCACUUAUCACAUUUCACUUUCAUGUACCAGACGGGGUAUACAUCCCUGCCGACAACUGUCUCAUUUAUAUUCCAGGCAUGUUCAUCAUACGCUUCCUACAGCCGCCCAUACAGUCACGUCCACUCUUUCGUUCCAAAGACAAAAUCAUGGAUUAGACAUACUCAUGCAGCAUAGCAUGCACUAUCCCACCUAGCACUUUCGUCACAUACUUGUAGAACGCAUAACACAGCUUUUCACCUGGCUUAAAGAAUCUCAUUGGAACACGACAUAGCUCAACCUGUGUCACAAAAUUUCUCCUAAGUUUUGCUUAAUUUUGCCACCUUAAACUUAAACUAUCUCAUACACCAUUAAUUAUAUAUUUUACAGGCAUUCAACAACACAUGAUAACCUAUGGCCAAAACUACCAUAAACUUCAUGCUAUCAUACCAGAAAGAAUAUACUCAGAGGUUUUCAGGAAUCCAUUCCCCCACGUUCCUCUCAGAGGUUACCAAUAGCCAUCCAACUGUUCAUCCUUAUCGGACCUAUUAGAUCUACAACCAUUCAAUUAUACUACCAAGUCGUCCAUUACCAGCCAUGCACAUUGCCUUUUAUGCCUUUCUCAGGCCAGAGAAUCCACUACCAUCACCACCACUCAGACAGAUCAUUGUCUUCAACGAUCCCACGUACGUAAACAUAUAUAUCAUUACCUAUUGGCUCUACCACAUUGCGAAAUGAGUCAACAUGCACCAACAGUAGAGAUAACACUACCCACAACAAAUGGUGCCCACUUUCGGUCAUAGAUUCCUACCUUCAAAAUCCUUUCAGGAAUUAAAUACUGUAAUGCAUUUAAGGAAAUGUCUGGUUAAUUUGUAUAUAUUUGUUGACUGUAUUAAAUCUUUGAUUAUUCAUUUUUGCCCUCUUUAUUUACAGGCCUACCGUAUCGUCGGUAUCGGCACACCACAACCGACUUGCUCCCUUUACACUAUCCUAAGCUUAUGUUGGAUCCUUACUCCAUAUACGGCUAUUUUGCCCCUUACACAAGUAUUAAGGCAGUUUUGCCUGUAUUUGUGGGAGGGGCUUAAAUUAAUUCACUCCCCUAUAUAAGGGACACCUCUUACCUGACUCAUAUCGCUUGAGGUCAGCAUCAGAAUGACCCUCCCAGCCACUCCUCAUUUCAACACUUUCUCUUUUCUUUCCAUUUACUUUACUUUCUUACUCCUUGGUGGGCCCUCUUUAUUUACAGGCCUACCGUAUCGUCGGUAUCGGCACACCACAACCGACUUGCUCCCUUUACACUAUCCUAAGCUUAUGUUGGAUCCUUACUCCAUAUACGGCUAUUUUGCCCCUUACACAAAUAUAUAUAUAUAUAUAUGUGUGUGUGUAAAUUUAUUUGAACUGUAUUUUGAUAUUAAUAUAUAUAUUUACAUUAAAAUACACUUAGAAUGAAAUUAUAUAUCUAUCUAUCCCCUUAACGACCGUGGACGUACUAUGUAUGUCCGGCAAAAAAAUGGUCGUUAAGGACUGCGGACAUACCUAGUACGACAGUGGCAAAUAGGAGCCCUGGACUUACGUGGACUGGCGAUCCGCAGCACAGUCGGGGGGGGGACUGCCGGAAACCCCAGCAGUCACCCUGCAGCAGCUCCGACCACCCCGGCCCUCAAGGGCCAUGUGAUCACCAUGAUCAAAUUGCUGCAAUAGGAGUCUAGGAGCUGCCAUCCCCCAGGCUGCUAAAAAUGAAAAAAAAAUUAAAUUUAAAAAUAUUAUACAUCAAUAUCUAUAAUAUAUUAUAAAAUAUAAUUUAAGCAUUUUAUAAAAUAUUAUACAUAUAUAAUGCAUAUAUAUGAUUUCAUUAUAAGUGUACUUUGAGUUAUAUACAUAUAUAUCUCAAAAUACAAUUAUAAUGAAAUCAUAUAUAUGCAUUAUAUAUGUAUAAUAUUUUAUAAAAUGCUUUAAUUAUGGCAUAACAUGUCCACGCCGUCUGGGGGACUUACCUGCUUGCCAGCGAUCAUACGCCAGCAAUCGUGGGGACUUACCUGGCAUCCCAGUGAGUCCCCCUGCUGCCUAUGCGGCUCUCCUCGGCCAUGUGAUCGCGAGGUACUUGCGAGGACCUCAUGAUCACAUGAACAUUACAAUGUUUACACUGCAGCUCUAAGUCUGCCCACAGUGGCUGUCUUCCAGACAGCCACUAGAGGGCUUCCUGAAUCAAAACAGACUUUUGGUCUGGUAUCUGAUGCUGGUUGCCUCACGCUCUGCAUGAGGACACCCAGCGUCAGAUUUUUCCCCAUAGGAAUGCAUGCGCAUUAGCACCCACUCGUCGCAGUCCGUCAGAGGCUCAGCAACAAGGGACAUCAGUGCUGGGAAAAGGUAAGUAAAUAAUGGGUUUUUAACCCAUUAUUUACCUGGGUGGAGGGAGGCGGUGCGUGAGGGAGGGAGGAGGCAGAGGGAGCUAUAGUGCCAGGAAUACAGCAUUGUAUUCCUGGCACUAUAGUAUCCCUUUAACUUAGGAGAGUCCCUAACCAUAUUGCUUUUUACCUGCCAGUCCAUUUACACUAUAUAAACAGAUUACCCUCUAUGUUAGUGACAAGGUUUGCUUGUGUUUUAACAGCAAAACAUAAUGUGUUAUCAAAGAUGUCAAUCUACACACAGAAGUGGCAUAUGCAAAAAAACUAAAUAAUAUUGGAGAUUGGGCAAAAAACACCAUCAAGUUCAGAUAUUCUGUUUAGAACACUUUACACUUAUAUACCAAAGUGUGCACACUUACACAAUGAGGUGAAAUAUGCUCAACACUUAUAUGAAGGAUCCCCUUACCCCUCACAACCACAUAUAACUAUAUACAAGAAGAUAUAAUUGGAGCUUCAGAGUACCUGGUUAUAACAUGCAUGCACUUGGUUACAAUCUCAAACAGAGAUCUGUAAAUAAUAUAUAACACAAAUAUAAUGCAGAUGGUCUGUACAAUUGCAAUAUAAAUAAGGAAGUGAUAAUUCACAAUUCACAGGUUUUAGAGCCAAUUGAUCACCUGGCUCUAGUAUAUAGUGCUUCGGAAUCUUAAGUGAGAUCCAGUACCCCCUUGGGUACUCCACCUCCACCUUCAGAUUCUUAGGUAAGAAUGGACAGGAAACUCCAAUAGAAAAAGGAUACACUUUUAUUGAAGAUGAAAAAAUAAAAAUGAUCAAUUUGAUCAAAAAUACUAGUAUAGUAUAAAAUCCAAAAUAAGUCCAAUGUCCAAACUGUCCAAAAUGCGUUUUGCCAUUUACUGGCUUCCUCAGUUGGCUGUGUAGUUUGUAUGGCGUUCUUUCCAUCUUAUAUAUCACUUUCAUUGUGAAUUUGCCGGCAUCCGUGAACCCGGAAGUGACCUCGGUCACAAAAACAAAAACUGUGUAAGCUAAAAAAUAAAAAUCAUGAUAAAAAAUGGCACAGUUCAAAAUCUAGAUUGAGACCAUAAGGUACUAAAGUGUUAAAAUUUAAAAUAAAUUUCAUUUCUUCAAUUCCAAUUUUUUUUGUAAAAUCUCCUCCCCUUCAGUUUUUUUUAACUACCUUCAUUGCACAAAAUGUGAGAUCUUUCGGAUUUUGAUUAUGAAAGUUUUUAAAGUGAUGUUAAGUGAUGUGAGACGCCAAGAAAUUAGAGAUAAAUUCCAAACAUUUAUUAGCGAGGGAUUAGACAAAAAUAAUUUAACAGACACAGAAGCCAAAUAUUUAAAUAUUUUAAAUCCUCAAAUUUAAAUUGCCUACCUAAAAUGCAUAAACAUCUUACAAAUCCCCCUGGAAGACUAAUUAUUUCUGGGGUAGACAGCGUCUCAUCAAGAGUAUCGGAAUACAUUGACAUACUACUCCAACCAAUAGUAACAAAAAAUCCUUCAUAUCUAAAGGACACUAUGCAUAUUCUACAAAUUCUUGGUGAUAUAAAAUGGGAAGAUAAUUAUAUAUUGGUCACAUGCGAUGUGAGUUCUCUUUACAGUGUCAUCCCACACAACAAGGGGAUUGAAGCAGUGCAAAAAAAUUUUAAUGAGAAGUGAUUUUAAACAGGAACAGAUAGAUUUUAUAACCAAAGAUAUAUUUUUAAUCCUUACCAACAACUUUUUUUGGUUUAAGGAUAGUUUUUUUAUGCAAAUCAAUGGAACGGCGAUGGGGACCAAUUUCGCGCCCAGUUACGCCAAUUUGUUUAUGGCGUACUGGGAAGAGACAUACAUUGCACAGCAUGCUGCACAUGCGGACUUGAUCACCUACCGCCGUUUCAUUGAUGACAUAUUUUUUAUCUGGAAAGGAGAUGAAUCUAGUCUCACUGACUUUUUAAGUUUUCUCAAUUCUAAUGAUUGGGGAUAACUCUCACCUCCAUUUAGAGCAAAAAUUAAAUACAUUUUUUAGAUUUAACUAUCUUUAUAGACAAAGGGGAAAUUCACACAAAAAACUAUUUUAAAGAAGUAGAUUGCAACGGAUAUAUAGAGCUCACAAGCUGCCACCACACUCCAUGGCUUACUAAUGCUCCCAAAAGCCAAUGUAUGAAGUUAAAAAGAAACUGCACACAAGAAGGUGAUUUUAUUACACAAACUCAUAUAAUCAAACACCAGUUCAUAGAGAACGGUUACAAAGAAGAAGAUCUCCAAACAAGCCUGGAAGAAGUUAAGAGAAUGGAAAGAAAAGAAUUACUUAAAUAUAAGAAAAAAAGAAGUGAGGAGGUCAAAAAUAUGAAAGUUCCGUUCAUCUGUAACUUCUCCGCUGGAAAUAAGAAUGUACGACAUGUCAUUAAUAAAUACUGGCACCUUCUACAAGAUGACCCCAUUUUACAAAAUGUAUUACCACCAAAACUGAAAAUUAUACACAGAGGGUGUAAGAAUAUUAAAAGCAUAUUAGUAAAUAGCAAUUAUAAAGACCCAUUAAAUACUAAUAACAAUAAUUUUUUAACCAAGAGCAAAGGUUUUUUUGGCUGUGGAGGGUGCUCAGCAUGUAGGGGAACUAAUAGCAAAAAAAGACAUAUAAAAAACACAAAUUAAUUUACGAAAAAGAAUUUCGAAAUAAGAGGCCAAUUAACUUGUUUCUCCAAAAACAUAAUUUAUUUAUUAAAAUGUUCUUGUGACUUGUUAUAUGUAGGGAGAACUAUCAGAUGUUUACAUACUAGAAUUUCUGAACAUGUGAGAAAUAUUAAAAAAGGAAUAGAAACACAUAGUGUCUAACAUCACUUUAAAAACUUUCAUAUUCAAAAUCUGAAAGAUCUCAUAUUUUGUGCACUGAAGGUAGUUAAAAAAACUGGAGAGGAGGAGAUUUUACACUUUAAAUUGUCUUGGUAUAAAGUAAUUGAUGUGAAUAUUUAUGGAAUGUUAUUUUGUUUUGUAAUAAUUUCUGCUAUUGCUUUAGUAUGCUCAUAUUUCCUGUAAUGUUCGAACACAGAUGCUUUAGGACUAUCUGUAAUAUUCCAAACACCUCUGAGUGAAGGUAUUUCAAGCAGUGGAACGCACAGAUGUGUUACACAGAACGAGGAGAGGCACUUCCGUGUCAUGUGAUCAAUAUGCGAACGGAACGUGCGUUCCACCUGACAGAACAUGCGUUCCACCGAGGUCACUUCCGGGUUCACGGAUGCCGGCAAAUUCACAAUGAAAGCAAUAUAUAAGACGGAAAGAACGCCAUAUAAACUACACCGACAACUAAGGGAACCAGUAAAUGGCGAGAUGCGUUUUGGACAGUUUGGACAUUGGACUUAUUUUGGAUUUUAUACCAUACUAGUAUUUUUGAUCAAAUUGAUCAUUUUUAUUUUUCAAUAAAAGUGUAUCCUUUUUCCUAUUGGAGUUUCCUGUCCAUUCUUACCUAAGAAUCUGAAGGUGGAGGAGACCAGAAGGAGGUACAAGGGGGUAGUGGAUCUCCCUUAAAAGAUCACCUAUUAGUUUAAGUUUUCACUUUAGGUUCUGGUUUCCCAUUUAAUAUGAUGUUUGAUGUUGCUCUCACCAUUCCUUUUACCCGAAGUUAAUUAAAUCAUUGAUUAAUGAGUUCCUGACACCUCUGUGGCUCAUUCAUUACAAGACAAGGAAUCACAAUGAUAUAUUAAAUGAUGGUGCUACGUUGCCAUGUUUUAUUAAAUCAGAUGUCUCCGAUAUUUAAAUGUUCCGGGUAAAUAACUUUGCUUGAAUUCACUCUUUGUUAACAGGUGGUAAAUAGUUUGUCACAAACUCUCCAUAGAUACACUGUGUGCAGUUUUGGAAAGGGACACGCUAAGCAUUCGGGAAAGCCGGCUCUUUGGAGCAGCUGUCCGUUGGGCCGAGGCAGAGUGCCAGAGACAACAGCUUGCAGACAAUGCAGAAAACAAGAUGAAGGUUCUAGGCAAGGCAUUGUCCUUAAUUCGCUUCCCUCUGAUGACUGUGGAGGAGUUUGCAGCUGGUAAUAUUUUUAAUAUUGUAUUGUAUCAUUAAUUUAACCACAAACCAAAUCUCCUAGGCCUAGAAUUCCUAACUGAUAGUUACCACAACUUGAAAAACGUAGAAAGUAAAAUAAAUAUUGAGUAAAAGAUGAAGGAGCUAUGUUAUUUCUCAGCUGAUGUAUGUGUCUUUAAAAGAAUCACUUUGUCUAUUUUUUCCCUUGACCCCCUCUGCCUAUACCUGUCAUCUAUGGCUUAAACAUCUGCAUGCCCAUUGACCUUCAUUACAUCCAUGUCCCGCAGGUUCUUUUUUUACCUGCUAUAACGCACAUCACCCAUAGUAAUUGUUAUAGUCUGCCCAUUCUUGUCCUUUUCAGCAUGGACUACAACCUAGAUCUAGGACUGCCAUAUUAUUAUUAUUAUUAUUAUUAUUAUUAUUAUUAUUAUUAUUAUUAGAAUUUAUAUAAUGCCAAUUUACCCUGUAAGAGGAUAUAUAACAGCAAGUAAUUGACAGAAAAAGUGAAUGUUGAUGGAUACAAGAGGUGGAGAUCUUGCUCAAAGAAGCCCAUAAUCUUGGAGAUUAUUUACAAGGUUUUCUAUGGGGCCUGUCCAGGAGUACUGGUUGUACCUCUUGUUAUCAUAAGGCUUAUUUAUUUGAUUGAUAAGGCGGAACAAUUCUUGAGGUUUGAAAUGGGUGGCUACAAUGCCAGCACAGUUUUUUUCCUGUAAUUAAAUGCAUUUGCAUACAACAGUGUCUCUUUCACAGAGAGAUUCCCACUUUGUUUUUGUCAUGGCAGGUCCUGCUCAGGCUGGUAUCCUGUCUGAUCGGGAAGUGGUAAACCUCUUUCUGCAUUUUACAGUAAACCCUAAGCCUCAUGUUGACUAUACUGAUCGUCCACGCUGUUGCCUCCGUGGGAGAGAAUGCAGCGUCACCAGAUUCCAACAAGUGGAGAGUCGCUGGGGCUACAGUGGGACCAGCGACAGAGUCAGGUGAAGAUACAGACACCUAUUUAUCUGAGAUACAGAAAUACACACACACACACAACAGGUAUAACAGAUGUGUAUUGUCCAGGAAUGUUGUACAUAUUUCAAAACGUAAAAUAAUAAAUCAGGUUAUUUUAAUUGUUUACAGGAAAUACAUUUUCAAUAUUAUUUAGCAUGUUUCUACAAUUUGACUAGAGGAAUCUAAUAUUUCUUGUUCCUGUUCUUUGUGCUUCCUCUGCAGAUCACAAAUUGACAUUUAUAUAACUUACUCAUUGAAUCUGCCCCCCAAAAAAUACUACGUGAAUAGUAGCCAGACUUUUUUGCAUUAAUGUGCUUCAACUCCCUAAAUUUAUAUAGAGAACACAAGUUCAUUAUAGAUUAAACCUAUGUCAGUUGCACACCAAACAGAUCGUAGUCAGGUCAGUCUACUCUAGAAGGAAGAUGUCUAUAAUUCUCUCUGUAUGAGACGCCACAGCCUCAGAUGAUUGUUUCAGACAUUUGUAGGCCAUGCUAGUGAGGUGUAGGGGAUACUCUGCAAGGCACAGUGGUUAAUGGAACCCUUUUUUUGAAUUAACCUUUUGAUUUAAGGAAAUUCUUAUGAAAAAUAGGCCAAAACAUGGGAAUAGAGAACAAUGAGAGAACAAAAACACAAUAAGUUUGCCUUUCAGUUAGCCAGCUUCACCUAUUAGAAGGGCCUUUCUUGGCAUGUUAAAAGGACACUGUAGUCACUAUAAGCAUUUCAUCUCUUUGAAUUGGUUAUAGUGCAUGGAGUGCCCUGGCAUUGUCCCUCCAUUCGGUGUUGAACCAUGUUUGUGCAGUAUGCCACAAAAUAAGAGUCCCUAGCCACCCACAGUCCGGCCCCUUCAGUAUGUGUAGCUAAGGCAGAGAUUACACACUUCCUUGUUGUCAUACCCAUUCAUACCGUCAGUUGGAACUCUGACAGGCUAAAAGCAGUCAGCUGACACUCUCAGCCAAUCACAGCUGCCCAUUGCUGCUCAGGCUAAUACUUCCUUAUUAGCCAAAGCAGCACAGAGGGGAUGGAUUGCCUGGGACUCUUGUUUAGCAUUAAAGCAUUAAAACUUUAAAAACUGUUUAAUGCUGAAAGAAAUGAUGGUACCAGAGGACUCCAGACACUAUAACCAGUUGAAUGAGAUGAAGCAGAUACAGUGCCUACGGUGUCCCUUUAAGUCCAGCUACUCUAGUGCCUGGCAGUCCUUCUUUCUUUUCCUCUGUCUUAAUCUGAGAUUUGGGGAUCCUGACAACAGCUAACUUUUAUUAUGUCUCUGAGAAUGCAAUGGUCUGAAGUCUAACACAAGUCGAAUAAAGUGUGCUAGAGAAGAGAAUAUAUUAUUACAGAGAGUAUUAAUAUUAAUACCACAGUUUCUAAUCAGAAUUAUAUGAUGUUCUGUCAUCCAGGUUUACAGUAAACAGAAGGAUAUCGAUUGUGGGACUUGGACUGUAUGGAUCUAUUCAUGGGCCGACCGACUACCAAGUCAAUAUUCAGGUAUAGUAAUAAUUUCUUAUGUGUAUUCAAAUAUUUUGAUUGCUCAAUAUGUAUUGUAGAAUUGAAAAUAAUGCAUGCUUGCUAAUUGCUUUUCUAAAUGUUUUACUAGAUUAAUCUCUUUCAAACUGUAUCAGUGUAAACAUUUAGACAACAGGGUGUAAUAUAAAGCAGUGAAAGUAAAAGUGUUACUCUAAGCACCAUAUCCACUUUAGCUUUCUGAAGAGGAUGUGUUGAAGGGACCUAGGAGAUGCAAACACUGCUAUUGCUGAUAUAUUUAGUUUUUCUUACUGGGAUGUAGUUCUGGGUAAAUGCCUGGUGGGCCACGAUGGCCAGGGACCAAGGCCGACAGGGGAGAUCAAGGGAAGCAACUAUAGGGCUGGUGCUUCCUGACCUCCAGCCCAUAGAGGAUGCUCUAGAUCUCGCUCACUACAUGCUCACUGUAUGUGCAGGCUGUAUAGCCUGAUGCACUGUGCGGACCCAGUGCAAAUGGUCUAUAGUAUACCAACUAGCGGUGUAGACCAAAUACCUCAUCCAUUGGACCACCAAGGAAUAUGAUUCCUCUCCGGCUCCUCCUCCUCCAACUAAGGCUCAAGGUAAGGAAGGGGAAUGGGGGAGUAAACCCAGCAGCCCCUGCACCCACCUCACCCAGCAGCCCCCUCUCACUCAGUAGCCCCUAUCCCCUCUCACCCAGUAGCCCCCUCUCACUCAAUAGCCCCUACCCCCUCUCACCCAGCAUCUCUUCCCCUCUCACUCAGCAGCCCUUGCCCCCUCACCCAGCAGCCUCUGCCCCCCCUCUCACCCAGUAGUCCCCGCGCACCCAGCAUCCCAUGCCCCAUCACCAAGCAGCCCCUGCCACCCUUGCCAAGUAGCUCCUGCCCCCUCUCACUCAGUAGUCCCAUCUCACCCAUCAGCCCCUACCACCAAUCACCCAGCAGCCCUCUCAUCCAGCAGCCCCCACUCACCCAGUAGCCCCCCCACCUCUCUCUUACUGAAUUUAAACAGAACCAAAACACCAAUAGCUUAAUGAAGCAGUUUUGAUAUAUAGAUCAUGCCCCUGCAGUCUCACUGCUGAAUUUGCUGCCAUUUAGGAGUUAAAUAAUUUUGCUUAUGCAGCUCUGACAAUACUUCUCCUGAAUGUAACAAAAAAGUGUUAUUUUUACAGCACAGUGUGCUUACUGUGUGAAUGUGUGAAUUUUAAAGGGGUUUUUAAGCCCUUUUUAAAACUUUUUUUUGGUUAAAUUAUUUUUAAAACGUAGCAGCAAAUUGAAGCAUAAACUUUAAUGACACCAGCACCGUGGGAAGCUCUCCAUGACAUCAAUCCUUCCUUCAUGAGGUCCAAUCAAAUGUGGUCAUGGUGGUAAAAGUGACCCUUUAAGCACAGUGUGCAGGAGAUUAAAAAUUCUAAAUGAAACACAUUGUGCAAUGAGGGAACCUGAAACAUGUGUGCUACCUUUCAGGAAGUAUGUAGGAAGGCUGUGUGAUCCUCAGCCAGCGGAAGUAUGAUCAGAGCUGCAUAAGCAAAGUGAUUUAAGUUCUAAAUGACAGAGAAUUGAUCAGUGAGUUUGCAAGAGUAUGAUCUAUACAUCAAAACUGCAAUAUGAAGAUAACGUUGUUUUGAUUCUUAGUGUGUUCCUUUAACUCUUUUAUUCUUGAUCAAUAAAUGGUGACCAAAUGUAACAAGUAACAGUGUAGCUAAACAGUAAAUUGUGGUGAAAUAAACAAACAAAAGAAAUUCAGGUUAAAUCAGAUAAAGUGUAGACAUAGCAGAAGUAAAAAAAAAAAUACAAUCUAGCUAUUGUAGCCUAAAAUGUUUAAUUCCAUUAAAUGCAGUGUUUUGUCAAUAGCCCAAGUGAAAUAUGAAGAUAUAUGUGCCCUGUUCAUCUUCCUUUACAUUACGUGUCUUGUGUUUUUUAAACAGAUUAUUGAUUAUGAGAAGAAUCAAACUGUGGGACAAAACGAUACAGGCUUUAAUUGUGAUGGAACAUCUAAUAUAUUUAGGGUUAUGUUUAAAGAAGCUAUUGAGAUUUUGCCAAAUGUUUGCUACACACUCUGUGCUACCCUUAAAGUAAGCUAUACAUUUUUUUAAAUAAUCAUAUAUAAGUACUGAAUAUUUAUCAGAUCUCUGAUUUCCUUUUUUUAAUUAAUAUAUUUUUUUUUAUUUUUCCAGGGACCGGAUUCUCAUUAUGGUACAAAAGGUUUAAAGAAGAUCAUUUAUGAACUUCCAACAGGGGGCAAGACUUGCUUUAAUUUUUUCAGUUCCCCUGGUAAUAACAAUGGAACCUCAGUGGAAGAUGGUCAGAUUCCAGAAAUAAUCUUCCAUACAUGA